AUGAAGGUAAACCUGUUUCUCAACUUCUCAGUUUUCCCUUCAAUGUAUUAAUUUCCUUCAAUGUUAAAAGUACAUCAUCCUGUUGAAUACAUAUUUAGUGAAAUAUGGUUCAUAUGCCACUGCUAAGGAAGCUUCCCUUUUGCUAAACAGCCACAUAUGUCUGCAAACCCAGUGAACAAUUUAAUAUUGCAGUAUAGAAAUACAAUAGCAUAAAAUAGGAUGCUGCCUCACACCAGGUCAAAUUAUUGAUUCAUCUAGGCUAGUACUAGCUCUCCACUAUCUCAGGCAGAGGUCAUUUCUGUUUCAUGCUACCUGAUGCUGGAAAUUGAAGUUGGGACCUUCUGCAUGCAAAGCAUGGAAGAAAAUAUUUAUAACUUACAUAGGCUUUGCAGUUCCAAAAUGGUGGCAAGAAUUUUGUUUUACUUAUGUGUAGUCACUGGGAAGCUACUUUCCACCUCUGGAAAGAAAUCAGGCAUUCCUCUUCUGGUUCUUUACAUUCAAGAACUUAUAUAUCCGUAACAUCAGUGCUAAAAUUCUUGCUUACAUUGUGUUUCACAUGUUUCUCUGAAAAGUUGAAAUUGCUGUUUUCCACUACGGUGUAUUGGGAAUGAGAAGUGAAAUUGUAUCCCUGCCCACUCAUUUGCUGGAUUGUAAGAUUGUUCGCUAGUUAUUACUUGCUGUUAAAAACAUCACUAUUCAGUGCUACUUGUUCGUUAGUUAUUACUUGUCAUUAAAAAGGUCACUAUUCAAUGAUGCUAAUUCAUUGAACAGAAGUAUGGUCAAAGUUGAUCAAAGUGAAAGUACAUAAGACACUGCCUUAUACUUAUUUUCUAAUGAAUUAAGUCCUAAUUGUUGGACUAAGGCUGCAAUCUAAUGCACACUUACCUGGCAACUACCCUGUUGAAAUGUGCUGUUAAAGUAUUCUCUAAUAAAUGGGCUGUUAAGCUGGCAAAUGAUCCAGUGUUGUAUCAGCAGUUAAAACUUUGUUAACCUCUGCUGUUCUGUAUCCAGGUGCUUGUUUUUUGUGGGGGUGCAGCUUUUGGAAAAAGUGAACAGGAAACUAAGGAAAAUUAGUGUUGCAUUCUAUCCUCAUUAAACAACAACUGGGCUUGUUUCUCUUUCUUUCAACUGUAUAUGAGAAAUGUAUUCCGAAACAAAAAGUUUGACUGUUGGUAUGUCUGCCUGAAAAACCACUUGUGGCCAGUAAGACUUAAAAUACAUUGGCUGAAGCAGCAGCUGUCAAAUUUUUUGUUUACAACUGCAAUGUUUGAGUACCGUGCACUUCUUCAAAGACUUCAGAGCGUACAAUCCAUCUUGCAAAAAUACACAUUCUUGUAGGAUUAUUUUUAGUGUUUCCAGUGUGUACUGUUAAGUAUUGGUCACUGUAAGAUGCUGUCCAAUUAGUAGAUUACAAAUGGUAUUAAGAUUUGGAUUAAUCUAUAUGCUAUCUUAGUAAAAGCAAAACACAAGAACCAGGUCCUUUCUCUUUUUGGUGACUAGAGUUUUUUCUGAAUGGAUAAACUAAAUAAAUCGCAAUAGAUUCUAAAGACUUGUUGGGUCAGAGUAAACCUGUGUGUAUAUGGAACUCCACUGAUUGCCAGUGGCAGGUCUUAGUCUGUCAGUUACUUUCUGGAGACUUAAAAGUUUUUCAUCGUGGUUUUGUUACGAUUAAGCUUAAAAUUGUGCCAUAUGAACCUUGAGAAGUGUGCUUAAACACUUCCACCCUUUGACCAUUUUUUAUCUCUCUUCAGGCAGCAGAUGAGCCUGCCUACCUGACAGUUGGGACUGAUGUCAGUGCCAAAUACCGGGGUGCCUUCUGCGAGGCAAAAAUUAAGACAGUAAAAAGGCUGGUGAAAGUCAAGGUAAGAGAGAGCACUAAUGCCAGUGCAUUAGCCACAGGUCUUUCACAUCACCUAUUUCCUUAGAUACUUUUAGCUAGAGACCCAAUAGGGCACCCUGCGGAAAUAAAAAGCCAAAAUGUAAGGUAGCAUCAUUUAUUUUCCAGCAGUAAGAAACCCCACUUAUUUUCUCUCUUCUGGUCCAAAUAAGUGUUGCGGCAUUGGGGUUGGGGAGAGAAUCAGGAAAACCCUGUAUUUCUCCUUGGAUGUGUGCAGCUUCAUUUUAGGAUUCUAUCUUUGUUGAAGAGCAGGGUUUUUGUUUAAAAAAAGAAAAAUCAAUAACAAUUUGUCCUUACUAUAAAUUUGAUGGGGCUUUUUUUGUAAGUGCUGAAAUGGGUAAGGAUUAAGGCGAGCUUAUAGGCUUCACCUGUAUGAUAUCUAGAAAUUCAGCUUUAAAAAUACAUUCAUUUCUGAAGUGUUUCCAUUAAGGGUAUCUUCUAGCAAUGGAGUGCAUGGGUCUACAGUCACUGGAUCGUUAAGAGAGCUUUCUAAUUGGUGUAAUCUGCUGUGUUAUCAAAAAGACAGACUUAUGGCUAAGUUGCUGGUGUAGCAGGAAUUGUGAUUUGCUCAGUCAUUGAUCAAGAGAAAGCAAAUCUGUAAUGGAUCUGAGUUAAUGGAUCAGUUGCAUGUGAAGCCAUGAUCAUGUUGGUAUUUUGCCUCACAAUUAAUAGUCUCAUGGCACCUUUCAAAAGACUCACAGAUUUAGACUGCAGUCUUGUGCCCACUUUCAAGUCCCUGUGACCAUAAUGGGACAUCCUGUGUAUGAUUGUCCUGUUAUUGUGGCAUAAACAUCAGUCAUCUAAAACGUGUUCUUCUUUGAUUCGUGUCAAGAGUUUCAUUGUACUGCACUGUAUGUAAAAAAUGGAUUUACUAAGGAAACAUCACUAGAGUCCCCUGUCCCCAGAUCAUUUAUUGACCUGACUUGGCAACCAGACAAAUACCAUAUACUCAAUUAAUAACGUGAAAUUAAAUUUCUUGCAAUUGCUUCCAUAGUUGUGCUGCCGUUUUAUUUGAAUGCUUUUAAUAAAAGCAAACUUCCAUGUUUGAAAAAUCUUACUUAGAAUAAUGUUCUUCUCUGCGUGCUGGCAUAUAGGGUGAGAUCUGAUGUCACAACAAUGUGCAUGUUGGGAUUUCCUCCUCUUCUGUCCCCACCCCCAGUCGGAUCUGGAAAGUCCCCAUAGCUGCUGGGGCAUACUUUAGGGAGCAACCUACUGGUGCAUAAAAGUCUUGUGUGCACACAUGAAAGUCCAUUGCUCAAGUCCUUUGCAAGUAAAAUUGUUUUCUUUAAAAUCCCUCUCAAAAUAUGCAGGUGAUCUUAAAACAGGAUAAUUCAACACAGUUGGUGCAAGAUGACCAAGUGAAAGGACCUUUAAGGGUAUGUAUGCAUGUUUUCUUCAAAAGUUAUCAGUAAAUUCAAAAAACUGCAUUUAAAUGCAUGAUUCAGAGUAAGCCAAAUGACAGCAGCAUUCCUGUUUGACUUUAGUUCUCACAUUCAUGCAUAUAUAUUUUUUCGCUGAAAUAUUAAAGUGAAGAUCUAUAAAUAGUUCAGUCAAAAAACGGAGGAAGAAAUUAUCUACGAAAGGAAAACUGCAUAAAGUAGAAUAUUUCAGGCAAUGUUUAUGUAACCAUUCCUCACUUCAGAAACUUGAUACAAAGUUUAUGGGUCCAAAGGCUUGGCCUUCCAUGGGAUAAUUUUCAGGGAUAAUGUUCAGUCUUGGUUCCAUGAUAGUACAGACUAUGCAGCUGACAAUGAAACACAUCCAUGUCCCACUUCAGAGGACAGUCAUUACACACUUAAGUGCCAUUGAAAUAAAAAGCCUUUAAGUGCAACAUCCAAGGGCAUUAGCUUCUUUACUGCUGAGAGGAGAGUCAAUGUCUGCUAAGAAAAAAGUGUGUUGGAUGCAUCCAUUGCUCUGUGUGAAGUGGGAAGGCCCCAAACAACUAUUAUUCCCUCUGUUGCUCGAUGAGCAGUGGUAUCAUCCUGAUGGAGGGCAUAAGGAGGCACAAACUGCACAGCAGCUGAUAAUCCCACACAGCAAGAGCCACACCCUUAACUGUGACUGAAUGGGCAAAGGAAGGCAAGUAUACAGGCGGCUAUCCCACACUUAAGUGCAGGAUGCUGACUUGUUGUUCUGAAAGCAAAUCGAAAAGAAGUACAUGUAAGCAUGCCCCAAAUUCAAAUCUAGGAGAGCAAAACUAGUGCCUUAGUUGUCAAAAGGUUGAGGAACACUUAGGCACUGUUGGGCUUAAAUUUAGGGUGUUGAUCUGUACGAGGAACUGAAUGUGAUUUCUAACAUUAUAGGUUGGUGCAACUGUUGAAACCAAGAUGUCUGAUGGAUCGUUUCAAGAGGCCACUGUCAGUAAACUGACAGAUGCAAGCUGGUAUACUGUAGGUAAGUAGAUUUCUGUGCCACACCAGAUUUCACUGGCACUAAGAUGUACAUAAUUUCUUCUCUGUCCCAGAUACACAGCGUUUUUUGAGCAGAUCUCUUAUGACUUUUUAAACUUCCCAAUAAAAUAUGGUGUCUGUAUAGAAGGAAUAUUGCCAAAUGUUUAACAAUGACUUAGAACUGCGGGGGAAGGACAUGGAGCCAACUAAAAUACCUGCGUGAGUCCUUUUGCCUGGCUGUAAUGUGUCCUUGAACUCUGAUGGUGAUAGUAAUACUUGCUUUCUUGGAUAGAGAGGGAUGUCUGAGUGUGAAGACACUAACCAACUCUGCAGAAGCAAAAAUUUAUUUCUGCACCUAGUAUUGCCUCCGCUCUGCCUGUCACUGCCGUGUGGCUCUCAUAAGGUUGCCCAGAGGGGAAUGUGACCCUUGGGCUAGAAAAGGUCCAUGUUGCUUACAUAGUGGUCUCUUCAGGAUUAGAAAGCAAUACAUCAAAAGUGUCUGCUGGGUUGUUGAGUUAAUCCAUGAUCAGUAGAUGGACUGUACUACUUCAGAUUGUACUUGUGGGUCCGUUGUACAAAUGCCCAAUUAUGCUAAAAACAGCUCCCCAAAAUGUACCAGACUGUCAACUUUUAGAUUUCUCCUGCCUGCAGACUGAAAUGGUGUGGUUAAGCAACAGAUGCUUCAUGUGGAGCUGCUCUGUUUUGCAAGGGAUGGAGAACCUCUGGUCCUCCAGAUGUUGCUAGAGUACUAUUCCCAUCAUUCCCGACAAUUGGCUGUGCUGGCUGGGGUUGUUGGGAGUUUUUCCAACAUCUGGAGGGCUACACCUGGUCUGAGGAUGCCAGGCUUUGAGUUAGGAGCUCAGCCUCUUAGGAAAAACCAGGCUAUGUGUAUAAAGUGAGCAAACAAGUUUAGAAAAGUUAAGUGUAAACUACUUCCCUAGGGCUCAUCUUUACCAGCUACACUAAGCACCUCCAUUAGUGUCAUGCUUAAUGGCUCUACCUUCAUACUGUAGGAGAUACUUUUGAAUAGGAGAGACAAGAGAAGGGAUGGAUUGUUGCGAGUUUUGUCUUUCCUGAUAUAGCUUAGCCUCAUAAACAUUUGCCUUCUUGUCAUUGGGGCUAAGGAUUGCUUUUGGGAUUCCCCCUUGUGGGUCACAAAUAAUAAACAUAUGUAUGUAUGAGCAGAGAGACUAGUAAUUUGUGUGGCACUAGCAAGGCUUCUGGAAGGGAUAAAGGCCAAGGCAGUGGAUUUUCUUUUAACUUCUGUGUUAAAAUAAGUUAACAAGCUGAGAACAGUUUGCUGUAUGACAGUGUUUUUCAAGUGUAAUUGUGUUUACAUAGCAACAAAAUAUUGGAGAACAUAAUUCCUUUGGCUGCCCUGAGCAUCACUCCUAAAGUUUAAAAAAAUUGCAGAAUUGGUUUUGGCAUGUUUGCAUUUCUGUGCCUUUGGACUGAUAAUUGUGGCCCAGGAGCUUAGAAAUUGUUUCAGGGACCCUAAAUGCCUUCUCUAGCAUUUCUUAUUCUUGGGGAGAUGAAGGAAUAAAGAGUUCCUAGCCUGAGAGACCAAGAUUUUGGGGAACUGCUGCCAGUUAUGGUAGAUCAUACUGAGUUAGAUGGGUUCGUGGUCUGAUCUGGUACUGGAUAACUUUACUUAUUCAUAUUGCCCUCUGCCACCUGAGAAUUGUUAACAGUGUCUUGUAAAAUAAAACAUAACAGUAUUUUAAAUAUUUGUCACUGGACUUUAAAUUAAGUUGUAAUGUUGUUUUUAAUAAAGAGGAUUUGUAAGUUUAGAAUGCCCGAUAUAUUGUUGUUGAGAUAACUGCAUGGAUUUUAAACAAACUUUAUCCCAUUUGAACAAAGGCUUAUUUGUAAGUUGCUUCUUUCAAGAAGUUCUGCAAGUCCUUUGCAUACUUAAUUCUUGAGUAAAUAUUAUUCUCUGGAAGAAUGGCUUAAAAGUGUUCUAGGGCUGUUUCAUGCAAGUGUCAAGGACAAGAAUGUAGUGGCAGUCAAAUUUCGGCUUCCAGCACUGCAUUAAGAAUUGAAAAUUGACUUAUAACUGGAAAGUUUGUUUUGGUAAGCCUUAAUGUAUUAACUAAACUUCACAGGGUUUGAUGUGUUAAAUUGUUUGGCUUUCGUCCCCCUUUACAAAAGCUCCAGGAAAGUGUAUCUGUACUUUGCCCGGCUGCAGGGAUAUGCAUUAAAAUAUUACCUGCCUCUGGAAAUAGCUUGUGUGUGUGCCUUUAAGCAGAUACUGACACUGCUUUAUGUGGAAUAUGAAGGUUCUGGUUUGGUUAAUUUCACUCUGGUCCAUGUUUGCUGUCAUAUUGAGCAGGGCCAGGAGCUUCUUGAAUAGACCAGCAUUUUCUCUAUUUAACAGCUGGUCUCUGGUUUCCAGGUGGAUACCAAGGUUCUUGUCCUAAGCUGGAAUACACGUUGAUAGAAUUGUAGCCUUAUGCCUCAAUGAAUAAUUGUCUUCACCUGAACAAAGGUGGUUUGGUUGUAGUGAGAGUAAGAAAAUGCUAAGGAAAGCAUUGAGGAAUGAAUGUACCCUUUUUGUGGUGACACAUGUAUGCAAGGGGAAAUCAGUGUCUCAGAGUUUGUUGUGGCUGGUGGGAUCUUCCCCCGAGUGGAGUUCUGCUCAGGUGAUGCUUCUGCAGGCAGAAGUGGGAGGAGACUUUCCUCGAUUUCUGCCUGCAAUCUCUUGCACUCUCCGAAAACCUGUUUUAGAAGGUUGGGAAAAGGCUAACUUAGGAUCCAAGCCAGAAUCAUUCCUUCUGGUAAGCAAGUUCUAAAAAAUAUUGGCUGUGGCCCAAAGAUGAAUGCUGCAAGAUCUGUGGAACUUAAAUUUUCUAUUUUAGCCGCAGCCCAGCCUCCACACUGCAAGAGAUGCUGACAUUUGGGUCACUCUCACUUGACUUGGAGUAACGUUUACAUAGUUCAAAUGGAAUUCACGACUACAAGAUGGACAGCAGCAAUAUACCUUUAAAUACCAAAUAAGGGGUGAUUGAUCAUCUUCAUGCCCUGCUUGUGAGCACUUGGGUGGCAAAAUCUCUGAAAUGGAAGACAGGGAGACAAGCAGUUCAUAGUUCUUUAUUAUUGAAAGAGAGAAUAAAAGCCAUAAGGACCACUGGUCAAAGAUUUGACAGGUCUCCUGAUUGCUGACAGACAGAAAGCAGUUCUAUACAGUAACUGAAUGGAAAUUUAAGCUGCUAUCUCUCAAAAUACGGGUAGCCAACAUAGUGCCUUCCAGAUGUGAUGGUACAGCUCCUAUAAUCCCUGACCUUUAGCCACGCUGCCUGCGGCUGAGAGGAGUUAGGAGUCAUAGAACACCCGGAUGUCUCCAUCUUGCUUACCCUUCCUUAAAACAUGGGUUAGUGUAUUGACCAGAUGCAACUGCUGCAUAGUAUAAAUCAGUCAAACUACAUACAUACAUACAUACAUACAUACAUAGGGAUGGGGGAAAGCUACAAAAUAUGGAGUGAGCUAUUGACACCCUAAGGACCUUUAACUCAAUGUUGUAGAUUCGUGUCAAUUGCUUUUUUCUCAGUCUGCAAACACUGUUAAAGGAAAAGAAAAUCUUAGGCCUUCCCUAUUAACUCUUCUGGGCCUGCCUCACACGGGACCGGUGCGAAGGCAACGCUUGUUCCUUACUAAGAACAAACUGCAGGUAGCUGGAGCCAGCAUUUAAGCCAGCUGUUGUUAGCAGGGCACCAGUGUUAUCAUACAUUGAUAAACGUCUUUUAAUUUUGCCAGAGACUGGCCCUCAGACACUGUGUGGCAAUUGAAUUGUUUCUUCCUUGUUAAGGAAGUAGUUGUGUUAGUGGGCUUCAAUUUUGGAGCUCUCCUCUCUCUCUCCAGCAUGAAUUUGCCAUAUCCAACUUUCUAUCUUUUGGGGGAAAUUGUUGCUGAUUGUUAGGAGGCAUAACUGGCUACAGCUGCAUGCUUGUCUGAAGUGAGUGCUAUGGGAGAGGAGGGGGGAAGCUGUCCCUCCCCAGAUGUUGGUGACUCCCAACUUGCAUCAGCACCAGCCAGAAUGGCCAAUGGUCAGGAAAGAUGGGAGCAGGAUGGAGCCCAACAAUCUCUGGAAGGCAACAGAUUCAGACUUGAAGAGAUUGAAUUCAGUUCUUCCCUCAACCAUGAACAUGAAAGGUGUCCCCUCAGCCUCUCAGUCUCAUCAUCUGUUAUAUGGGACUGAUAGUUGUAGUCAGGAGUGUACUCAACAUUUUUCUGAAAUGUGUACCCAUGUCCCCUAAUUGUCACACAUAAACCAGAGUGUUGUAGUGGUUAGAAGGCUGAAUUGGGAAUAGGGAGAUUUGUGUUUAAAACCCCGCUUAACCGUAAAGCUCAAUGUGUUAACUAUGAUCCAGUUGCUGUCUCUUAGACUAGCUUACUUUAAAGCAUUGCUGCGGGGAUUUUGUGUGUCAUUGUGUGAGGGUUUGUUUGGUUUUGUGUGUGUUUUUGUGCCAUGGGGCUUUUAUACAGCCUUGAGCGCCUUGGUGGUACAGUAUAGAAAUGGUGAUAAGAAUAAAAUGUCCUUUUGAGAUCUCAGGGCUUGCCAACUUGGUGCCCUCCAGGUGUCCUCGGGCACUAGCUCCCAUCACUGAGGCCCAGCGCCAAGGGCGUUCUGGCUGUUCCCUCGCUGCGAGAAGUAAGGUUACGGGGAACCAGGCAGAGGGCCUUCUCGGUAGUGGCACCUGUCCCGUGAAACGCCCUCCCAGCAGAUGUCAAGGCAAUAAACAACUAUUUUACUAUUAAAAGACAACUGAAGGCGGCUCUGUUUAGGGAAGUUUUUAAUGUCUGACGCUGUAUUGUUUUUAAUAUUCGUUUGGAAGCCGCCCAGAGUGGCUGGGGAAACCCAGCCAGAUGGGCGGGGUAUAAAUUAUUAUUAUUAAUAGCCCUAGCCAGCAUGGUCAGUGGUCCGGGAUGAUGGGAAUUGUAGUUGAGGACUACGUUGUCCACUCUUGCUCUAAUCAUAAAACUUCUAAACAAGGGGACAAAUUAAGUUUAAUAAGAAUGCUUAUUUGGUUCUCUCAUUUCUUGUUCUCCUGUGUUUUGUUGCACUUUCCAUUUUGUAUGUUUCAGUAAGGGAAAUGUUGUAGAAAUGGUGAUGCUACUGAGCUAACUUACAGGUGUAUAGGUAUGAAGUGCUUUGCAAAUUGUAAGGCUGCAGCCUGGAAGCAGAGUAGCAUUUACUAUCUUUGAUGUGUGUUUUUUGGUGGGAAAAAUAUGGCCGGAUUCUGCUGGAUCUGCACUAGCAGUUAAUAAGAGAGCAAAACAGCGGCGCUGAGCUCUUGUCAGUUGUUCUUCUAGGAAUCUUUAAUUUUCAUGGCUCCUUGACAAUGUACUCUUUUAAGAACAGUUAAGUGUAUUGAAAAGGUCAUUCUCAGGGAGGCUUUAAUUUGAAGUAGGCUGCAUGUGAAGUAGAUUAAAAAGAAAGGAGAUUUAGAACAGCAAGGAAUACUUAGCUGGGAGGAAAGAGUGGGUGGUGAUACAAUGGAAGUGCGGUGUUUUUUUUAAUAAAAAGGAGUGUGGAGCCAGAUGCUUGAACACCCUCUUUGCAGUACCAGUGAGACUGGUAGAAAGAGAACAUUUAAUUGGAUGGAAGAUACUAUAUCUGUGACAUAAUGCUAAAUUACUAAAUUUCUGAUUUCACUAUGUCCAAUAGAAGUAGAACUUCCUUUUUAAAACAGAAGUGGAUUAAAUACCAUUGGAAAGCACUCCCUUUCUCUACUGCAGUGUCUCUGGAGUGCUGGCUGGAAUAGGGAAAACUGAUGCAGUAGAAGAGUGAUGGGUUCCUACCCUGUAGUUCCUUGCAGCAGCAGGAGGGCUGUGCGGAAGCAGUUUUUACUACACACAUGACCCCUGUUGUAUAUGUGCAGUCCUUGCCUCUCCUCCAAGCGUAACGUUUGAAAAUAGCCCAGGCAUGUGACCUGUCUCCAGUAGUAAUGGGCAGAUCAGGGGAACAGGCCCUGCAUGUUGUGUUCUGUGUGUGGCAUGGAACACUGUCGCCCAUAAACUGCACUUAGAGGGACCAAGUGUGAAGUGACUCCAGAGUCACAUAUUGAGAUAGCCAGUGGUCCAACACCUCUUCCUUUCCUCAUUGCUCAGUGUGGACCCCACAUAAAGAAACAGCCAGCAAUGGGAGCCAUGAUCAAAGGAAUGUCCCUCCCCAUUUCAAAUCCUUUCUGAUAAAGGAUUAGAUCUGUUGCUUUUUCCAUAUAUGUCUGACUCAGGAAACGGCAGUAUUUCUCAUCAUUCAUCCUUUACUAUUCUAAUUCAUAAAAAGAGCCAAAACUUAAAUUUUUAAAAAAAUCAAAAAGUCAUAUAUUCGAAGAACUAAGUGCUCCAAUUCUGUAUUUUUAUUUUUGUUUUUGUUUAGUAUGGUGUGUUGUGCUGUCAGCUGAGACGAGGGAAACAGGCUGGGAACAAGCUUUCAGGCGAAAUUAGAGCCAGUAUUUGAAUAAAUGUUGGCUUGAAUAUAGUGGUGGUGCUUGGUUACCUUUUGGCUCUUUGCCCUCAUAAUCUGCACAAGGGGUGGGGAUCCAGUGGCUCUCCAGAUGUUGUUGAUCUCCAAGUCCUGUUGGCUGUAGUCGGCACGGCCAGUGGUCAAGGAUGAUGGGAGUUGGGAGUCCAACAACUUUAAUUCUUUUUUUAAAAAAAGUUGAAUUUGCAGUGACAUACUUUCUUGUUUGUAAGGAAACUUUCUAGUCUAGAGGGGGUUAGACUUGAUAACCCUCAGUGUCCCAUUCCAACUCUAUACAGUUCUGUGAUUCUAUGACUUGAUCAUAAUGCACCAUUAUCCUUUCCUGUGCCCUUAGAAACGUCAGUGGUUUUUGAUACACCCAAUUCUGCUUAGAAAGUUAGUUUGUGGCAGCAGGGAGUUGUUUGGGGUGCUGCUGCAGGAGGGUCACUAGCAAAACACUUCCAUCUUAUGAGGCAUUCCCAAGAGUCACACCUGCAUAGGGAGAAAGUUAUUUACCUGGCAACACACAGCUUACUCAUAGUGCAGAUUCCAAUUUUAGUGUGUGAAGUAGCCUUGAGAUCCAAAAGUAGACUGCAGCUCCUUCAAGGCAGGAUCAAAGCAGAUUUAACACAUUGUUUGGCUUAUCUUUCAUUUAACUAAUCUUUCUGAUUUGAAGACUUAGCCCUGCACCAGCUCGGAACAUCAGUGACAUAACACUUCACCCCAGCAGCUCUUCACGUGUCAAAAAUCGGGACUUUGAUUAAAUGAAGGGAUCAUGCAAUUCCAAGAUCAGUGGUGCAUUUCCUCUGCCCCUAGGCAGAAAUAAAAAUCCCAUGUGGCUGCUGAAGAGAGAUUUUCCAUCCUUGCUUAACCUUUAAGCCAAUUGCCUUGGCUGCUACAACUUAGAAACUGGAAGUGGUUUCUGUUCGAUCCUGAACAAAUGUGCAGCAAUACUGAGGAAAUGCCCAGAGGGCUCAGUUUUUUCACUGUUUCUUCCACUGGAUCAUAACCAAGUUGCCCUCAGCACCUACCCCAUUCUUUUUCCCCCUGCUGUCCUUAUUGUGGGCAUUCUUUGCUGCUUGCAGUUCACAUUCUCCUCUUCCCCCACCUCCGGCAGCUGGGGAUUGCAGCCUAGGCUGUGGUAGAUUUGUUCAUGUUGCUGGUUUUCUGGUAAAGAGCAUUCCUGUGCUUUGAAAGAAGGUGCCUGUGUGUUUUAAAGUGUAACAUUUAGGUUGUAGACUUUGGUUAGGGGCUCAGUUAGGAGUGGAAAGGCAAUUCCAACAGUUGGAUAGUUGACAUUCACUCUCCUGUAUUCCUUAUGUGCAAUUAUGUAUGAGAUACAGCCCUUGGCUCAGCACAAGAUUAAAUACGCAGUUUAUCCAAACAAGUUCUCCUCAGAGUAGGCCCAUUGAAAUUAAUGGGCCUAAUUUAGUAAUGUCAGUUAUUUUCAGUAGGUCCACCCUGAGUGGUUGUAUAAAAAAUGCAUCAAGCAAUUUUAUGCCGGCAACAUUAAAAAAAAAGAAUGAUUAUGCAUUGCAGCUUAGAUGAUUUUUGACCCCAGCAUGCUUGGGAGAAUUAAUGUUUAUUUAUUUAUAGUUUUUAUAUUUCACUGUUUCCUCCAAGAAUCACAUACACAGUUCUCCACCUCCUCAUUUAAUUCCACAACAACCCUAUGAGGUAGGUUAGGCUGAAAGUCAGUGACUGACCCAAGGCCACACAGUGAAUGUCAUGGGGAAGUGGAGGUUUGAAUCCUGGUCUCCCAGGUCCUAGUCUACACUCUAACCACUAUACCACACUGGCUGGCUGUAAAUUUAUAAUGCAUUGAUCUGUCGUGCUAUACUAGAAUGGUGAAGCAUUGCUUCCAAUAGGCUGCUUGAGGUGAUCGUUGCAUAUUGAUCUUCAGUUUGUACAUGCGUGCUUUCUCUCUGGCUUUACAACAUCUAAGCAUAUGUCCUUCACAUGCUGUUCCACUGCAAGAAAGCUUUCAUCACUAGUUGGAAUAUUCCAUAAGAAAAAAUGAGCAGAAAAUGUGUAUGAUGGAAUGCAAACAAUGGUGUAACAGCAGCUCAAAAAUGAGACUAUUGGGGGCACUAAAUAUAUUCACAUAACAAGAAUAAUUUGCAGUUUCCAUUUACUUGCCUUUGCAAAUAAAGUGUUUUUUCCUUUUAUGUAAUUUUAUUGGUUUGGCUUUGUUUAGUUUUUGAUGACGGUGAUGAAAGGACUUUGAGACGGACAUCGUUGUGUCUGAAGGGAGAGAGGCACUUUGCAGAAAGUGAGGUAAGGCUGUUUCACUCUGAAGCUGUAAACGUAACACUCUUCUUUUAACUGGAAAAUUAGCAAGUUUUCAAGUUGUCAUACUUUCCCCUUCCUCUCCCAGACACUUGACCAACUGCCACUAACAAACCCAGAGCACUUUGGAACGCCGGUGAUUGGGAAGAAAUCCAACAGAGGAAGGAGAUCCUCUCUUCCUGUGUGAGUGUGCUUUGUGAUGCCUUGCUUCUAAUAGUAUUACUGGGCUUUUCUCAGACUUAAUCUUUCCCUUGCAUUGGAACGAGGAAGGCAGGUUUGGUCUUCAGUGAUGAGCUUAGAAGAAGUGUGCCUCCUUUGCAAGGAGCAUAAUAUUGUGCAAUUACAGUUUACUUUCCUUCUUUCCACCCACAAUCAUACCACACACUGUUUCCUGAAAUCCCCUAAUUUUCAAGAGAUUUGCCUUUCACCAUACAAAUCACAAAAAAUGCCCCACUCAGAGGACAACGUUUCCUCAGAAGGAUAGGCUACCCAUUUCUUCUGAUGCAGUCCAGAAGGUGACAGCCUUUGGACAAAGUGCAUAAAUGGCUUCUGAGGUGGAGAAGUGUCUUGGGCUUCCUGUCUCCCUUCUUGCGUCAAGUCUCUUCUGAAAUGGAAAGCACACUUCCCAUUGAAAUAUCCUUGGAGACCUCGCUGUUUGGUGGAGUUGCAGAAGUGGCUGAGAAACGCAGUGACAGGAAGCAUCUGGAACUUGGGUUUUAGGAUUCUGCAGAAGUGUGGUGCUGCAUGGAAUUCUGCAUCCUGGAAGCCUUUUCUUCUUUAACUUUCUUCCUUCUGUUGCUGUGAAGUCAGACUUGAAAAUGUGCUGGAGUUAUCAGAGGACAGGACCCUGCAAAAGCUCCUUGCCAUUUAGGGACUAACAGAAGCUGAAUUAAUUAUACAAAACUAUUUCACACUUUUUAAUAAUUUGUAUGCAUACUGGCUUGUCUUGGUGUAGGACUUGGACUAUUUUUGGUACACAGGGCUUUCAGUUUUUAAAUUUUAAAAUGUGUAUACACACACACACUGUAUUUCAGUACAAAGCCUAAAAUAACAACAGAAAAAUGUUCGGAAGUAUAUAGAAGUAUGUAUGUGAAGAAACAUGCCUAAAGUAACAGGCAAUGGAAGCCAAGCUGCAUUUAAAUCUUCCUUAUUAAAAUUAGAUAGAUGCACGCCUUGUUCUAGCUUGAUUAUUAGAGAGCAGGAGGAGGCUGUUUCGAGAAUAGAAAAGGCAUGGAUAUGAGAGUGGUAGAAAAAGACAAAAAUUGGCAGAAUAUAAGCUGGAGUGGAAAGAACAAGAAUUAGGGCAUAAGAGAGGACAAGGAGGAGAUAAGGUUGAAGCACAUAAGUGCUUUAAAAGAAGGACUAGUGUUUUAAGGAGCUCCAUUCAAGCCUUGAUUCAAGCUUCCCUGGCAACAAUAAAUAUUGGCGGUUUAUUCUUGGAAGUGCUGAAUUUCAGAACUAACUGUGGACACAGAGAAGCUGUCUUUGCUGGGUCACCAAAUAAAGCCCACGCUGACUUGGAAUCCUUCCGGGUGUAAGGGGACUGGUAGGCUACGUGGGUUGGUUGAGACACUUUUGAGAAUAAGAGCAGAGCCCAGCCCCAUGAGCCCUCUGGCUUGCAGCCAUGGCAGCACCACACGUGCAAGAGUUCUUGAUUCUAGCCCCAGCACCUCUCGACAGCACAAUGCAUGUAUGGUAGCAUAGGAUGAAUCUUUAGCCUGCUGCAUUCUGCUUUGUGUUAAGCCAUUUCCCGCAAAAAGGAAGAAGGUUGCAAAGCAAGAGCUGUUGAGGUAUCAAGGCUGCGACGAGGUUAUGUGCUCCUGUUAAUCUCCACAUUCGGGCUGUCUAAAAUCGCUGUAUGUUUAACCCCCAGUAAUGAAGAUGAAAAAGAGGAAGAAAGUAGUGAAGAGGAUGAUGAUGAUAAGAGGCGUCUUAACGAUGAAUUGCUUGGUAAAGUUGUCAGCGUGACUCCCAGCUCUGAGGAGGCUGAGUGGUAUCCAGCUUUGGUGAGUGAGAAAUAUUUAGGGGCUUUUAUAAUAGGGCACAAAAGCCAGGUGCUUUUCAAAGGGGAGGAACUUCAACGGGGCAAACGCCUUUUGAAACCAGAUUUGAGCGUAAAACAGCUUUGAGAUCUUGUUCUGAGAAAGGUGACAGUAAAUAAAGCAAUAAAUAAAUAAUGCUCCUGAGUCUCCCAAGUUUAAGGAAAUGCUUCUUUUUUUUGAGGGGGGUGGGAGAAAAAUUAAUGCAUUGUCCAUAUUGAAAAUGUUUUUUUACAUUCUUGGUAGUGCAACUCUUGCUCAGUCAGUUCCUGCACAAAGGCAGGUUCUGCUAACUGACUACAUAGAAUAUAAACCUUCCUGGUAAAUACGUUUGGUGGGGAAAACGUUGUUUCCUAUGGAACUUGUUUCUAUGACAUCUGCAUCUUCACUGAGAUCCUGCUAUAAGUUCAUGGCUGCUUCCUCUAGUUCCCAUCAUGGCUGGCUCCUCUAGUUCCCACCUUGCCCAUUAUCAUAAUUUAAGUACUUUGAAUAGAAGUCUCUGAAAUCCUACUUGGCUGGUGGGGACCCUACUCAACCCAGUGGGAGAUACAUCUUCUGAAGGAAAAUUCUGUAGCUAUUGCUCCUCCUGCCUGCUACAAAGUUCAGCAUGAUGAAACCCAAUUGUGGUUUCUGUGUGUGCAUGCCCAUGUGGUUUGAAUGCUGUUCGCAUCAAAUGCAAUUAGACAUAUAAAUUAUUUUUAGCUAAAACAAGCAUGCAUUGUGGGCACUUAAACGCUUUCAUUUCUUAGCAUGUUUCAGAAGGAAGAUAUACCUGUUUAGGUUGAGACUUCGGACUCAUGAUUAAGUUGGAGAAAAUGUAGCUUUAGAUGAAAUCUUGCUGUGUUACUCAUUUGAUUUGCCAUGGUCAUUCUUUUCAUAGGUGGUUUUUUUGUGUGAAAGCAGCCUUUUUAUUUAGAUUUACUAUGAUUCCUCUUUUAGGUACAUGUAAAAUACGCGUGCAUGCACUAGGAUUUUCCUUUUUUGCAUUUGCAGAGCUCACUAUGCAGUCAUUUGGACUGGGUUUUUUAAUCAUCAUCCUGAUUUAUGUCACUUGCGACAGAUUAAAAACAGGACAGAAUCUAUUCAGCUGAAGAGCAGGAUAUAAAUGCUUUAUUCAAAGUCCUACCUGGAGGCUUGCAAGCCACAAAACAAUAGGCAAGAAAGGGAUGGGGAGGGAAAACAAGCCAACCUGGGCACCAAUUCUUAAAUAUACAGAGUUGUUAUUAAAGUGCUCAGUUUGAGUAGAAAUAGUUCAGGAACUAGAGCAGCCUGAUGGAAUGGACCCACUCUCUAUCCCUCCUGCUGCAGCCUGAUGAUAGUUGAGGAGAAGGGGAGCCAAAUGGGAGUCAGGCUUCUUUUAGUUAAAUAUCUGGAUUUGUAUAUAAAUAUGUAUAUGAAUAGACAAGCGUGAGGAUUUAGGGAUCACUGUCAUAGCGCAUUGCUAAUCCCUGGAGCUCCUGCCUUUAUGGCAGUGAAAUUUUUCUUACUGGUAUAACUUUCCUAAUUGGGAAAAUGCGCUAGAAUGCAUGGAGUUCCUCAAGAUGGUUGCAGGAGGAGGAGCAUGUAUAAUGUGUGCAAAAUCGGAAUAAGUUAAAGAUUUAAAAGCAGUAGGGUUCUGUGGCAUUGUCACAGGAAGCAGCUAUAUUUAGUAGUUCCCAUAGCCCCCGGUGUUGUUUAACAUGCGUGCAUCCCCCUCUUCUGAGACGAGGGUUUACUUAGUACAGUCCUUUCAGCCUCUCAAAACAGUGGGAAUGAGCUGCCCGAUCAUGUGGUGCUGGUGUGCAUUUAGGAUGCAUGACUGGCAAACGACAACACCCUCAAUAAAGUAGGAAGAUUUUACUCUAUGAAUAAGCUUCACUUCUCAGACUUAUAGGCUUGAAUCUCCUGGUGCACAUUAAGGUUAACAAAUUAUUUCUGAUGAAGAGCUUGGCACUGAAGAAGUAGAUCAGGAUAACCAAGAGUAUAGAAAGUUGCUUUAUACCGCUGUCCUAUCUAGCCCUGUAUUGUCAACACUGACUGGCAGUGACUCAUCAGGGUUUAAUGCAGCCAGUCUUUCCAUGCUCUACCUGGAAGUGCUGGGAUUAGACCUGAUGCACGCAGAGCAGGUCCUCUGCCACUGAGCUAUGACCCUUCCCCAAUCAAGCUUCUUUUAACUGUGAACCCGAGCAAGUUUGAUCUUGGGAGUACAUACGCAUAUGUAAUCUCAUAGUUGGGCUUGUUGUGCGGGUGGAAGGGCAGAGAUCUUGGCUGCAGUUGUUCUAUACACAUGAUUUUAAUGAUGGAAACUUACUGGAUUGUCUGUCUUGUUUUGUGGGGAGUUCGCAAUACUUUAAAAAUAUAAUAAUUGUCUUUAGGGAUCAGAUCAGGCUCCUUUUGGUCUCAUUGCCUUUCUGACAGUAACUAACAAAAUGCCACAUAAAUUGUACAGCUGGUGGCCUUUCCUCAAGUUUGUUGGCAGCAUCUGAUAUAUUGCAUAUGGUCUCUGAUUAUAUUUAGCCAUCAUAGCUCAUAACCAGUGUGGCAUCUGUCCUCCAGGAAUUUGCUAAUUUUUAAAGAAAUAAUAUUGAGGCUGUUACUUCCUCUUAAAUCUUUAUUGCUCAUGGUGUGAAAUGCUUUCUCUGUCCUGAGCUUACUGCUAUUUUAACUGGGUGAUCUCCAGCAUUAUGAGAGAUGGAAGUAAAAAUUACCUCCCCACAGUGUCAUUACCUAGUGGAUUUGUUCUGGAAAAUAAAAUGCUGCUAUUAGGGGUUGCCAUAACAGAGCUGAAACAUGAUGUAUGAAACCUUCCCUCCACCCCCUUAGUAGGAGGAAUUUUUAAAAAUCCUCAAUGCCAUGUGUUCUUUUUGAAACUUCAGGUCUUAUCUCCCAGCUGCAGCGAUGACAUUGCAGUGAAAAAGGACCAGUGUUUAGUGAGAUCUUUUUCAGAUUCCAAAUUGUGAGUAGUUUUUCUAGACAUCUCUCUAUCUCUCAGGUUUGGUGUGUUGCAAAAUAAAUACAUAAUCAACUGACAAUGGUUUAAAGUUCAAUGGUUUAACUUAGGCCUCCUCCAAAGUCAGAACCUUUUCUACAUAAUCCUAUUGUCAAGAGUUAAUGCAGGAAGGACAUAAUUAAGGUAGCAGACUAUAUUCCACCAGUGAUCAUGGAAUUUAACAGGAUAUUCUUAAUUAGGGUAUUCCAAAAGGUAAGCAUGAAUCUUGUGGAAGACUUUCAUUCUUCACUAGGAUGAUCAAUUUUGUGUUAAAGUUUAAAAUAAAACACAGUGUGUUUAAAACUCACAAUCCAUUUCCUGCUUAUAUUUUUCCUACUUUAUACAAUAUGCGAUGGAAUUUUCGCAAGACAUCUUGCCCCAACCCCUCGUUCAGAAAGGCUUCCCAUUGGAAAAGAACCAAUUAAGGGUACAGGCUUACCAAUACAGUUACAAGAUAUUUCACAUUUGUCUUUUUGCCUUGUUUUUAAAACAACAAAAAUUUUAAGAACUAUGCUGCUGAAGAAGAUGAUGAUGAUUAGCUAUGUCAGAUUAAGUUACACUGAUGCUGACUUCCAUGCUCAGAUCACCUUAUUACUUCCAUGUUGGUAUUUGGGUACUUAGCUUGGUGAAGCUGUCCUCAGGUGAACAGUUAUUUCCCUGGCCUGAACAUCUGAACUCUUCCAUACUGUGAGACUGCAAGUAAAGAAAGGAAAUACAUUGAAGGAUGCUGUCCUUUAUAUGGAUUGCUCAUAUAAAAAUUUUGUUUCAGUACAUGGCUUUUUAUCAAAUGAUUUAUUUUUGUUUUUAAUUUUAAAAAAUGCAUGUCACCAAAAGUUAAAUACAGCUGCCCUUUGAGUUCAGCAGUGAAGAUAAGUUACAGUUCAAUAAAAGCUACUGCUUGUUAGAAUGAAAGAUUAUAAUUGACAUUUUUGUAUCUGUAUCAAAGUUUUUCCAUUGAUUGCACUUACUGUCUGCUGCUUUGGAUUUCCUUUUGGCAGAAAAAAAGGGCACAAAUGAAAACAAAAUGAAUAAUAUUUUACUUUCUGUAUUUAAUUAUUGCAUACCAGAUACAAGAUUGCAUUGGAAAAUACAGUGUUCUUAACUUGCAACCUCAUGGACUGUUCACCUAGUUCUAGUUCCUUUACUGAUAAAGGCUUGCAACUAUAAUAUGUAUCCCUAUAACUCAUUAAUUAGUGGUGCGAGAGAGCCAUACAGGAGUAUGGCAUGUAUUUCAGAUUAUUCAUACAGAAGCACUGCAUCACCUGCAUUAAUUCAUGCAGAAACAUCUUCAUAUAGAUGGAUGGUCCCUGCCCAUAGGUUAACUUUAGUAAAUUUAAGCAUUGAGAUAACCUGUUCAGCUGUUUAAAAAUGAAGAUUGGUGCAAAUGCAUGGUAUCAAAGACAGAGUAUACACAGAGGUAUACUUUUUUAAAAUGAGAAGCUUCGGGAAAAUGAAUGUGGCAUAUUUAAUCCAAUUAAACAAUUCUCUUGCAGUUAUUCAGUAGCAAGAAAGGACAUUGAGGAAUUAGACAUCGUAAACGUUACAAAAUCCGAGUUGUCUUCUAGAAAAGGUAAAUUUCAAAAGUUACUGUAUAAACUGUUUACGAAAGCAAAUUAGUUAUGCAAUUAUAGUUAUGCAACUAGUCAUAGAGACAGAAUCCACAUGGUCCCGGGCAGGUCCAUCCAGUGUUACGUGGACAAUAGUCUUGUACAAGUAUAGAAAUGGAACAUAAACUGGUAAUGCAUUUGCAGAAGGGAGGCAGAGACCAGAAGACAGGCCUGUCCACAAAGUACAGGUUAUUGAUUAUGAUUUUAAAGGUAAAGGACCCCUGACAGUUAAGUCCAGUCGCGAACAACUCUGGGGUUGCAGCGCUCAUCUCGCUUUACUGGCCAAGGGAGCCGACGUUUGUCCGCAGACAGUUUUUCCAGGUCAUGUGGCCAGCAUGACCAAGCCGCUUCUGGCGAAACCAGAGCAGCGCAUGGAAACGCCAUUUACCUUUUGGCCGGAGCAGUACCUAUUGAUCUUUCACUUUGAUGUGCUUUUGAACUGCUAGGUUGGCAGGAGCAGGGACCAAGCAACAGGAGCUCACCCCGUCGCAGGGAUUUGAACCGCCCACCUUCUGAUCGGCAAGCCCAAGGCUCAGUGGUUUACACCACAGCGCCACCCACGUCCCUAUGGGUUUAAUGACAUACAAACGUGUGUACCCUAAUGGACAAUUUCUGACAUGAAAAGCAGCCUGGGUAGGGAGACAUCUGAAGGGCUGAAGCAGUGAGGGGCAGGUGCUUAAUACUUUCUCCGCUUGCUACUUUCCCCUUUUUAUUCCUCUUGCCCAGCAGCCUUUCUCUGGUGUGUUGGCAAGGGGGAAACGGAUGUCAGGAAGCAUGGGUGUUGUGAGAACAAAAAGGAUAGUUGCAGCUGAAAAAUGAUAUCCAGUGAAAAGCUCCUCCCACCUGACCCUGCUUAUCUGUCCCCACUCACAGCUGCUUUUCUUGAUAAUGGGCCAUGUCUGUUUAAUUAAAAGUUGUUUGCAUCUAAUCUGUAGUUAGGUUCCAUCAGGAUAAUGAAGCACAUAAGUGCUGUAGGCAGUUCAUAUAGAUUGCAAGGAGUAGAAUUCCUAAAAGAAUGGAAAUGUCCAUGUGGUUAUUUGGUGGCCAGUGUGCAGCAGAAGCGUCCCAAGAAGCAAGGAUUUGUGGCACACCUGGGGAUGAGCAGCAGAGCCCAUAAAUCAGGCCAAAACAGUUAGGCUGCAUAUAUUUCUGUUUCCAGCCCACAUUGAAACAGUUGGAAAGGAAAAUGCAGGAAUGUGGCCAUUCUUGCAGCAGAUUUUCUAAAGGAAUCUUCCCUGUCAAGCAAUAUACAGUGGUACCUUGGUUCUCGAACGUCUCCGUUGACGAACAUUUCGGAACCCGAACACUGAAAACUUGGAAGUAAAUGCUUCCAUUUUCGAACGCGCCUCAUAAGUCGAACGGCUUUCACUGCGUGUUUUUCAAUUUUCUCGGUUGAAUUUGCAAACAUCCCUUUGCGCCUCGAUUUUCAAACGUUUCAGAACUUGAAGAGUCUUCCAGAAUGGAUUGCAUUCGAGAACUGAGGUACCACUGUACAAUUUUCUGGUUAUCACGGGUACUUGAUUUGCAAUUUCAGAGCAUUAUACUUCUAGGAUAAUGAAUGUUAUAGUGGGAUACUAAUAGUUUGACUCUUUGCAGAAGGUGAGCAUUAUUUAAGAUGUUAGGCUAGUAUUACCAGUAGAUACCCUGGUAACAAAUGCCUAGGUUUAGGGUGUAUAGACAUCUUGGAUGUCAUAUAUUGAAAGCGGCGAGUUAUGAGUGAAAUCAGAUAGAAGUGUAAAAAUACUAUAGGGGCUUAUAGGGCAGAGAUGUAUGUAUCUAUAUGCAUGUGAGCCAAGUUUGUACAGUGACACAAUUAAUAGGAUGCUCUCAAGAACAUGACAGGCUUUUGGAACUCCAAGGACAAACAUUUAUUCUAGUAUUAGCUUUGAGGUCCAGGGCUACUUUGUCAAAUGUUGGUGUAACUAUUCCCACAUUUUAGUUGAUGUGUGAUGCGGGGAGGACAAAUCCUGCUCUUUGGGGGGGAAAGUCAGUGGAGAGUUGAUUCCAUCUGGUUAGGAAGGCUGUAGCUUAGUGGCAGAGCUCACUUGUUGCAUGUAGAAAGUCCUAAAUUCAAUCUAUAGUAUCUCCAGUUGAAAGAAUCUUCGUUUUGGGCCUUGAAAAGAUCUGCACCCCAAAACAGGAAGGAAUGCUGCCAUUCAAAAUCGGCAUUACUGAACCAAUAGUCGAUCUUCAUUUGAGGCAGCUUUAUAUGGUGUGGAAUAUGUUCUUCUAGUCUGGAAUAAGCAUAAACCCACAUUAUGGUGUGAGAGCUUUGGUUGUGUUUUAACUAAGCCUUGUAAACAUCAAGAUGAUUAAAGGAAUGCUGAGGGUUACAUAUUCCACAUUGUAGGAACUGAAGAAUUAAUUUGGUAUAUGCCCCUUGGAAGUGCCCCUUUAUUUUAUUAUUUUAUUUUGGCAUUAGUUUCUCACCUUCCUCUUGAUAACCCAAUAUUGAAUUUGUGACCUUAACGUAUGGCUGAAAAAGGAGCAAGGAUAGCGCCAAUUGGUAAUAAUGCAGUUUUGAUUCUUAGUACCUUGAAUGAGUAAGCACGGGACGUUUUCCUCCGAAGGGUUACAAGAGGCGAGCUCCUUCUUCAGUCUGAAAGUUAUACCUUCGAAUUGGAAGAUGGAUAUGCGGGAAAUCUUGGAAUCCUCCAGCAGUGAUGAAGAAGAUGGCGGUGAGCCUGGGAGUGAUGAAGAGGAAGACAAAAGAGAACAUAAGGAGGAAGAAGUAGUGGUGAGUGGGUUGGCUUUCCUUUGUACACACGUGUAACUUAAUAUGCUCCACAUAUAACAGAGCUCCUCAAAUGUCAUGUUUGAAAAUAAUUUCAAGAAAAAAAAUUAGCUUGAUCCUGUGGUCCUCCAGAUGUGACAGCUAGCGUGGCCAGUUGUCAGGGAUAAGGGAUUUACAGUCUAGCAACAUCUGGAGGACCACAAGUUUCCUAUUCCAUCUAUAGAUACUUAAAUGGAAGCAAAUACCAAUAUUUUCUGCUGUGUUUGCUCCUAGACGGAGCUACAGAAUGGCUGGUGACACAGUCAGUGGAAGGAGCCAAUGAAAGUUCCACAUUCCCAUGCCCCCACUCUAAGAAGCAUGUCUCCUUUUGGUGGCUGGCUGUUUCUGCCUUUUAAGAGCUGUGAGGUGUAUGACUUCUCCCUGUCCCAAAACUGUUUGGGGGAGUAAGUGCUGCCUAGCUAGCAGGAAUAAAAAGCAAAUAAUAUCCUAAUUUGAUCAUGUGAGAGAGAUCAGAGAGAGUAGCAGGGGAAGAUUUCAGUCCAUCUUUGGAUGGUGUCCCCACUGCAGCUGGAGACUGUAGAAACUGACCUAACAGAUACUGAACACAAGAGGAAUGUUCUUAGCUUUUUCACAUGUUCCUGCGAAAGAGGAUUCCAUUUGUUACUUUGAGCAAUUUCUUUCCAGGUUACUUUCCAUAGGAACAUUAAUGUUGGUUAGAUGAGGGCACAUUUUGAUAAAUACUAGGCUUGAAAAUCUUAAUUUCAGAGAGUUACUAUUUCAGGAAAUUGAAAUUCCUUUAAAAAAACACUGAAGGCGAUUUUGAGUGAGCAACACUGAAGCAUGCUUUUUCCUGUGACAUAUUAUUAUUAUACUGCACAUAAUUUUCUUAAUAGUUGCAUUAUUUUGCGCUCCUGGGAUGCAGAACCAGGAGGAAAAUGCAUGUGUGUGUUAUAGCAGGCACUUCCAACAGGUAGAUCAUGAUCUGCUGGCAGAUCAUUGGACAUCUGUGGUAGAUCACUGGUAGAUCACUGGCUCCCACUAAAAAAAGCUCAACAACUCAACCCCAGUUUUUAAUUCUGAGUAGAUCGCAGUCUCUUGGGACUUGGCCACCCCUGUGUUAUACGUAGUAGACAAUGGCCACAGGAUUGGAGGGAUGGCGAUAGCCUUUUUUUAAUGUUUCUUCUGCAUGUAAUAAUGAUGGUACAUAAGAACAGCCUGCUGGAUCAGGCCAAUCCUUUUCUCACAAUGGCCACCUUGAUCCCUACGUGAAGUCUGAAAGCAGGACCUGAGUGAAACAGCACUCGCAUGAUCCCCAGGGAUAGAGCAGUUGCGGCAAGUAGUCUUUGGUAGCCUGAUCCAUGAACUUGGCUAAUCUUUUAAAACCAUUGAAGUUGGUCAUCACUGUGGGAACGAAUUCCAUAGUUUUACAAUGUACAAUGUAUUUUCUUUUGUCUUUCCUGAAUCUUCCAACCGGGUGGAAUCCUAGGAGAUGUCUGUGGCUUUUUAGUUGAACCUCAUUUUAGUUUAGGACAGCAUUAGAACACUCGAAGGCUACUUAACUAACUCUCAGCUGCGCAUCACUGAAGUUACUGCAGACGAGAUGCAGAUUAUUUUCACAUUAAUGCAAAAUAUGUGUAGUCUGAAGAGCUAAAAUACAAAUAUUGCAGACAAUUGAAGGCAGAAUUUCUAUCCUGAUAUGCUCGAGAGUCAUUGUGCUUCAAGAAGGAGGCAGGCAUUUCCAUACUCAAGUUCCCAAGGUUCAGAUCACAUGUUCGUUCCCCAACCUUACUCCCUAGAAUCAGCUAUCCCCCACCUCACCAGUUAUAGCUAUUGUUCCUCUUAAUUUUAUGUGGUUAUAUUUACAUUAUCGCCUAUCCCAGCUAUCAGUGAUGAAGCCUGAGGACUCCAAGCAAUUGUGGUUUCUCUCAGUACUCUUUCCAGCAGUGAAGGAAUCAAUCUUCAGGGUAUACUGAAGGUAUAAACUUCAGGGUAAACUUGAGUUCCUCUAACUCUUUCUUUCUGAAUCCACACAGAGUGGACUUGGCAUCUUCAAAUAAAGCUGCUUGGGUUUCCCCCCCCAGCAAAUCAUAAUGUUGCUCUUAUAUCAUGGCUUAGAAGAGCUCUUUAAGGCUGCAUCCACGUAAUACAUUUAAAGCACAUUCUCCCCUGACACCCCCUGAAAAAGAAUUAUGGGAACUAUAUAUUAAGAGUGAUGGUUCUUAGAUGGGAGGGAAAUACUUUAAAUUUGUUGUGUAUAUGCAGCUUAAAUCUACCACUGUGUUCUUGAUCUCCUUUCACAGAUUUUGUUUAUUUCCCUCCAAUAAGAUUUGCUUAUUUUUUGUACAUACUUUUAGCCCACUCUUCACCAGAGGGUCCCAGGGUGGGUUACAAAAAAUAUUACAAUUAAAAGGAGUACAGUGCACAAUGUUUAGAUCCUAAAAUAAAACUACAAGACAACCAAUAUCAGAGUAACAAAACAGCAGCACACAGCAAUUCAGGAUGAAUGAGAUAGAAAGAUGCAAGCAAAAAAUAAAAUAAAAAAAAGGUUUUCAUUGAGAGAUCUCUCCUUACACCCCCUCUGAUUUUUUUGAAAAGUGCAGUGCAGGAGUAAAUGGGAUAGUUACCAUGGGGGUCACCAACCUUUUGGGACCUGUGGGCACAUUUGCAACCCAGAGAAACCAUUGUGGAUAUCAAGCACACACCAGAACCUUUUCUAUGGGCAGCAAUAAAUGCUUCUUUCAAGUCUAAUUUAAGCAGGGAGCGAACACUGCAGGUGCCAAGGAAGGCCUCUGUGGGUAUAAGAAGACGUCAGGUGAGCUUCCCUUGGAAAGUGAUUUCAUAACGGUACCAGUACUGAGAAGGUCUGCUCCUUUGCAGCCCCCUCCCUCUCUUCACUUGGCAGAGGCAUAUGGAGGAGGAUCUUAAGGUUUGGAGAGAUAUAUGCGAGAGGAGGUGAUUUUUCAGAUAACCUGUUCCCAUGCUGUUUAGAUCAAAUCCAGCACUACAGAAUUGAGCCCUGAAGCAGAGCCUGUGCAGCAGCCCUGUAGUCAACCUUUGUUAACUUGGGCAGCCAUAUUUCUAGAUGGGGAAUUUAAGAGCAGGAGCAUAGUGCUAGACAGUCCCCGCGCUCACUGUUGGAAAGUAUGGGAGGGCUGGGCCCGGAAUGUGCCCGGAGGUUAGGUUAAAAUAAAAUUUAGUAUGAACACCAGGAAUUAAAUGACUGGCAUAUUUUUAGAUUCAGGUAGGUAGCUGUGUUGGCCUGACGCAGUCGAAAUAAAAAAUUGUCCAGUAGCAGCAUACAGAUACGAAAGCUUAUACCAGAACAAACUUAGUUGGUCUGUAAGGUGCUACCAGACUAAUUAUUAUUAUUAUUAUUAUUUUGACGGCAUAUUUUUGUUUCAGAAGGAAAAAAAAUGUUAAGGAAGCAGUUAACAGGGGGAUACCAAAGUGUUCUUUUUUGUGCUGCAUAGACAUUGCUAAAAUACUUCCAAGUGCUUCCUUCCAGUCCUUCAGACCUCUUAAAUUAAGACACAUUGUUUUAACAUAUUUGGUUGGAGUUUUCAGCAAGCAUAGCAGAAAGCUAUACCAUACAUUAGCUGAUAGAUAAUACUCCAUAACCAUUCAUAUUUCUGGAACCAUUCUUGUCGGAAAUUAUGGCCCUCACUGUUCUUUGGGUAUAAAUUAAGUUUAAUCUGUUGAAUUGUCUCACUCUUUCUUGAGGGUGGAGGGCAACAAUACACCUGUUUGCCUCCUCCUAGCUACAGGGCUGCAAUGCAACAGGUGAUUUAUUAGUUGCUUGUUUCUGUCAUUUGGAUGCUGUGCCAGAACAAAGGUCUCUCAGUGGUUUACAGUAAACAAAAAACAAUGUAAAUAUACAAUAAAAGACACAAAAUAGCUGCAUAAAUACAACAAGAACAAAUAUUACCACACAGCCAAAAUUAAGAACACAGAUGUAAACACAGAUGCCAGUGAAUUAUACAAAUUGUUUGUAUAAAUCAUAUAGUACUAUAGAAAAAUUAUCUUUGCAGUUAACAAUUACUACCAAGGUCAUGGUCUGAAGCCAUAGUGAAAGUUAUACCAAAACAUGACAAAGAUCCUAUGGUACCUCAGCCAUACAGACUGAUUUCUCUGCUAAAUCAAGUUGUUAAAAUAGGGUCCUUCCUAAUUGCAAAGUGAAUAAACAACAUAUUCUACAAAUAUGUAAAACAGGAUCAAACAGGUUAAUUAAACAGGAAAUUACAGCAUAAUGUCAAAAAGCAAAUUGACCAUGCAAUCACAAACAUCAACAAACAAUAUUCUAGGGUAAUAAACUAAUAUGGGAGGAAAGUUCAAAACUUGGAUAGAUUUAUUAUACCAAAGACCUACUGUCAAAGUAUUUAUCAAUAUUUAUGUGCAGCAAGGAGCACAUUAAGGUUGCCCGUUAUCACCUUGCUUGUUUGCAAUCUUGUUUUAGAGCAAUUAUUUGUCUCGGUUAACCACAAUUUUAAAAAAUGACCAAUAACCAAGUAUAGCAAACUAUUGACCUGACUAUUUGGAAUAACCUGUUAAACCUUAGUUGUUGGCUUGAACAAGAGCAUAUUUUCUCCUAUGAACAGGUGGCAACAGCCUUAAUUCAAAGGUGACCACCAUUAGACCACUUUCAGCUAAGAUAUACAGUGGGACAUUUAUGGAUGAUGUAUGGAAUUCUAUUACAAUCUGGUAAAAAUAAGGAAAUUACAAAAUAUAUUUAACACUUUCCCUGUUUUAAAGAAAACAAUUAAAUAAAAGCAAUGCAUGUGCUUUUGUAAUCAAAGAAAAUCUUUAAUAAAAAUUACUUUCAAAAGAGAGAACACUUGCACCCAUUAUAUGUAUAAAAGAAAGUGGUCAAUGGACUUGUUAACUUAGUCACAAGCAGAAUGGGUCUGGAUGGUCUAAAAUACCCCAACAACACUACUAAGUGUUAAUCUGAAAGAAAACUAUUUCAAGACACUCGUUCAAUAGUAUCUUACUCCUUAUAGCCUGAGCAAAAUAUAGUCAAAAUACACAUUGUGGGAGUUGUAAAAAUACAAAGACAGAAUUUUUUUGGAACUGCAUAAAAAUAAAGACUCUGGGGGCAACAAUUUUGAAAAUGAUAUAUGAAAGCAUUGAUUAUACACUUUCAAGGAAUUCAAAAACUGCUCUCAUAUGCAUGCCUUGGUCUGAAGUUAUAAACAACAAUCUCUAAUUGGUAAAUAACUGUUCUGAUAGCAGCAACGCUUUGUAUAGCUUAGCAGUGGGAAAAAUAAAAAUCUUCCGACACUGAUAGAAUGUGUGAGAAAAACCUGGGAGACCAUCCUGAUGAUAAAAUUAGUUUACAAAAGGAACACUAUAUAUUACAAUCAUGAAAAUAAACUUAUUGAGAGGUGAGCCUUACUCGUUUUUUGCAUGAUAAAGCAAGAGAUGAAACACCUCAUAACUUAUUCACAUUCCUGUAGUGCUAUGCAAUCUUCUCCCUUCUUUACAAAAUAACACUUUCUGGCUUAAUAGAAGCUUCAUUUCUGAAAUGUAAAAUGCGAAAUUAAAAAAAAAUAUGUGCCAAGACUAUGUAAGUUACUUCUAAAGCACUGGCAUAAAAUGAUCAAAUUCUCCGCCAAGAACCCUAAUGCUUCUGUUUUGAACCAACUGCAGUUUCUGGGGUGUCUUUAAAGGUAGCAUGCAUGCACACCGAGUUGUGAAUAGUCUAAACUGGAUGUUAACCAGCUGCAAAGUCCUAGAACGGAUGGGGAUUUUGUGGCCCUCCAAAUGUUGUUGGACCUCAGCUCCCAUCACCUCCGACUGUUGGCCAUGAUGACUCAAGUCAACGAGGGUUGGGAUCCAACAUCAUCUGAAGUUCAUCUGAAAACAGGAGCACCAUUUGCUAUAUUGGAUCUCUCUGGCAGGGUGCCAGAGGCCAGGCCUUGUGGGAAAAUGAACCAUUAAUGCUUCUGCCUUAGGUAUGUGGGGCACCGUCUACUUUAUCAGAGAACGUAAAUACUGAAAGAGGGGACUGCCUACUAAUGUAGCCAUGUUGGUUUUUCUGUUUGAAAAGACCAAUUUUGUGCAUCUCAGGUUCAGUGUUACCUGUGCGUUCAUGAAGAGAGCCUUUAGCAAGCUGGUUUCCCCUUGGAUAGUCAUUCUGUGAAAUUCACUCCUGGCUGAAGUCAAAAGGCCUGCUCCUCUUCCUUCCCCCAUGAGCGAUUAUUUCUUUAUUUAAGCUUUCCUGGCUCCCUGGUUAAUCUUACCUUUUAUUCCUCUUGCAACCUCAUUGCACACUCCUUAGAAAUAGUUACAGAUAGGUAGCCAUGUUGGUCUGCCGUAGUCGAAACAAAAUAAAAAAAAUCCUUCCAGUAGCACCUUAGAGACCAACUAAGUUUGUUCUUGGUAUGAGCUUUCGUGUGCAUGCACACUUCUUCAGAUACCAUGCACACGAAAGCUCAUACCAAGAACAAACUUAGUUGGUCUCUAAGGUGCUACUGGAAGGAAUUUUUUUAUUUCCUUAGAAAUAAGUAGCAAUGUUUGGCAUCCCUUCACAAAGUCCACCCUUCAAGGGCAUUAAGUGAUUUUAAUAAAAACUGGAAGAACAAAUUAAGGCUUCAUUCGGCUUGCCAAUCAAAUGUCUCUCUUGACGGUGGUUCUGCUGCUCUCUUGGGUCUCCUCCUGUAACAGUGAUGGGGAACCUGUGACCCCAGACAUUCUUGGACCCUAACCGUCGGCCAUGCUUAUUGAGGUUGAUGGGAGAUGGAGGUCCAGCUGCAUCUGGAGAGCAACAUAUUAAUUCUCCAGUCCUUUUCUGUAGCUUGUGGGUCCUGCUUUUAGGGCUUCAAGACUGGAGCGGGAUUUCUGUGGAGGCAGUUUGGAGAGUGAGCAGCCCGUGUGGCUUCACCUGCUACAAAUGGGCACAUCUGGCAUAGGAGCGGGCCCAGGUUAUAAACAUGGAAGGUUAGCAGCCCGAAUCCCUUGGCCUGACUGCCUUUCGUGCAUGGCGGGGUGGGGACUAUAGUGGUACCUUGGGUUAAGUACUUAAUUUGUUCUGGAGGUCCAUUCUUAACCUGAAACUGUUCUUAACCUGAAGCACCACUUUAGCUAAUGGGGCCUCCCGCUGCUGCUGCGCAAUUUCUGUUCUCAUCCUGAAGCAAAGUUCUUAACCCGAGGUACUAUUUCUGGGUUAGCGGCGUCUGUAACCUGAAGCAUCUGUAACCUGAGGCGUCUGUAACUCGAGGUACCACUGUAUUUCGGAGGAAACAAUGGUUUGUGAGACCCGUUAUUCACGGCGUUCUUCCAUGCCCCAUCCUUGGUGGGCCUUUUUAAAAGCACAUGGCAGGCAAGCACUGUCGCGCCCUUUUGGGGCCUAACCCCAUUUGUCUUUAUUUAAGGCAAGAGAAGCCCCAGAGGUUCAUUGGGUGUGCUUAAGAAAACUCGCAGGUGCUUCUUAAUUUCUCGAUUUCAGUUCUUUUCUUUUAAAAAAGUUAGGAAACGUCGAGAGCCCUCAGUGCAUGUUUUUUCCCGAGGGAAGCAGCGGCAAAGCAUUGCACCGCCCCUGAGGAAGAGCUUGUUCUACUUCGCCUGGCCAAAAUCCUGCAGUUACAUGCUUUUGGGUGUGCGUUUGUUUUAAAUCCAAGCACAGGGUGGUGGUGGUGGUGGUUUGUUUGCUUUUCAAUGGGUCGUUCUUUGUGGGGGGGGUUUUAUGUAGGACAAGCAAUGUGGACUUUGUGGGGGGGGGGGGUCGGCUCUUGAGCCUGCUGGACGAGGAGGAAACUUGGCCGGGCUGAAAGCGCGGCGACGCGGCCGUGUUUCCCUUUCGCUUCCCCCUCGUCGUCUGCGGCCUUGCGAGGCUGCAAACAGAAUGGCUGUUCAUGCUUCGAGGCUGCCUGCGGGGUUGCCAUGGCGACGCACUGUUGGCUGCGAGUGCGCAUGCUCGGGGGCGAGGGGACGAUUGAGCCGAGGCUUUUGGCAGGCUGCCCGGGGAGGCUUACCAGAUGCUUUGAAAUGGGCUGUCUCCUUUCUUCUCCUCCUCCUCCUCCUCCUCUCAUGUAAUGUCCGAUUCCUCCCUUUCCUUGCAUUUACCUAUUUAUCUAUUUAUUUACCUAUUUAUUUGAACGGACCCGGGGGAGAGGAUGUGAGGAGCAAUGCUGCAGAGCGGCGGCGGCUUCGGUGCAGCGAGAGAAAGGGACGCAAAUAUUUGCAAGUUAGGCUGAAGUACAGCGAGGCACCGCGAGCAGAUUAGGUAGAAAAAGCAAAUAAAUAUAUAUAUAUUUUAAAAAAACACCAGUUUGCACUUGGGAGGAAAUCGCAGCACCCGGGUAAGGACUCCUCGCGCGUUCAGUAGGUGUAGCAUUAAUCCAUUUCGGCCCCUGUGCGUGGGGGUGGCUUUUUCUUCUUUUCUUUUUUUGGUGAGGGGUGGGGUUUACUUUUCUUUUUUUUAAGUUUUCUGAUCUCUUCAGCAAUGCAUGUGGCCAUGCAUGUAAUCCUCUUUUUUUCCCCUCCCCCCUCUCCCCCCUUGCAAAAUAAAAUAAUUAAAAAAUGCAUGUAUAGAUAUUUUUUGUUCCUGUGCCAGAAAAAAGAGUGGCUUUUUAAACAAAAUGGAGUCACUUUCCAUGCAAACAUGCCUUAAUACUGAGCAAAGUGUAAGGGCUUGAUCGUUUGUGGAAUGUGGAUUCUCUCUCCUCCUCCCCCCUCCCCCUCCCUCAUGUUGUUAUACAGAGUGAAUAGGCCACAUUUUGCAGGGUGUGAACUGUUGCAAUCUGCGCUAGGGGUUUUUUUGUGUGUGACUGUGUGUGUUAGCAUUUGUAAAUACACCGUUGUCGCAGGUAAGUGAAUGAAGGGCGAUCCCCCUUCUUUUAACCCCUGGGUAAUAUUUUUAUAUGUCGUUGCUUACAACUGAUACUUGGCUCCUAAAGAGCUUCUGCCUUUCAAACAAAAGAGGAGGGAGGGGGGAGCUUUGCUUUUUCUUUUUUUAAAUAAAAACUGCAUUCCUGUGCAUUUCUUUUUAAACCUAACUUGGAAUUAAAAUGUUGGUAGAGACUGGAAGGUAAAGUACACCAGAAAGAGAGAUUAGCAUAGGGGGGAAAUGCAGAAUCUAUUGUUUCAUGUGGCAGGAGAGAACCUUUAUAUAAAAGUGAAGAUAUGGAGAUCAGUCUGGCGGGUGGAACACUGGCAUUUGCUUUUUAUAUUGUCAGCAGAAAUCAUUCUUACUGGAUCAUUAAGUCAAAGUGUUAUAUAUGUAUCUUCUUAAAACCUAGUCCAGUCCUUUCCUCCUCCUCCCCCCCCCAGUCCCCCCACAAGGAAAUAUUCAAGCAUAUUAUGUUAUUAUGUCAGGUUUUUUCUUUUCUUGAUUCAGUGGUUUGAUUCAGAAGUAAAAUGCAGUCCUAAGAAGGGGCACUUCAUCCGGCUUCUCUCCCUGCUAUGUAAAAUCUUUUACAUUUAAAAUAAUGUAAUAUUUAAAAUAACUGGGGUGGAGUUCUGUUCGAAACGGGCUGCGAUUUUUUAUAAACCUGCUUUUGUGCUGAGAUUUUGUCACCUGGUGGUUUUUCUUGCAGUUCUGGCAGUGGAAUGGGCCUUGGGACUGGUAAGCCACCUCUGGAUAAAGGACACGCUGGGUCCAAUCCACCAGUCACGGCUUCACUUGCUCCAGUGGAGAUUGUUUGAGGCUCAAACCCAUGCCCUAUUGAAAUGUAUGGCGCCUGUGUAGCCUCAGCAGUGCUUGGUGUGGAGCUUAUUGUUGUUGCUCCCCUUUUCUGCAUGCAGUUUUCACUGUACCUGUGUAGGAAUUUGAACCCAGAGCUCGGUCAGUGAAAAGAAACCAGUUCCCCCAUUGCAACAUACUACCCCAGGGGUCAGCAAGGUUUACCUCGCCUGGGCUGGUUAACUCCAGCGGAGAUCCCUCCGUGGGCCGGAUCGCGCGGUCGCGAUUUCCUGCACCUGUGCAGAUGCGAUUUUCUGCAUCUGAGCACGCGCAGACGCGAUUUCCGACACCAGGAAAGCGAGUCCCUGCGCUGCGCUUGUUUAGCGCAGCAUGCGGGGACUCACUGAAUGGGCAGCUCGGGGGGCGGCUCAUGGGCCGGUUAAACGACCCCCGUGGGCCACUUGUGGCCCAUGGGCCUUAGGUUGCCUACCCCUGUACUACCGCUUUCCCACAUGGAUAUAUUAAUACGUCAACUAUUCUUAUUCUUACAUAUUUAUUUAUCCUCUGAUUUUUUCCCCUGACAGUACUAUAAGUCCCUUGAACCAUUCAAGUACUGAGUUUCGACCCAGGAAAUGUCUUCCUAGCCCUUGUAGCAAGUUGGCAAUUUAUCUGAAGCGACUUGUAGAAAUGGUGCGUGUGAUGUGGCUUUGGCAUUCUUCUUCCCAAAGCCUGGUUUCUGGCUUUGUUAUUACCGCCAUGUGCAACAGUGCAUCAAGGUACCAUUAUCCAGGUGAUCAGGUUCUUUUUUUGCAGUUGUCCCAAAAUACUGCUUGUUAAUCCUGAGCUUUAAUGAGUUGCUCUUGAGUUACAAUUGAAAGCUUUUGUAUUGAGAUUUUAUCAGGUUGAAAGCUAUUCCAGUUAUUAUUCUCUUGCUCUUUUUCACUUAGCUCAGAUCCAUACCUAUCCCAUUCCCCAGCAGGUGAGGAGGUGAUUUCAGAUUUGGCCAAAAAGGCCAAAUCCGUAUGCAACUCAGUAAAAUAGCAGAAGGCACUUUCUUUCCUCAGAUAUUGUACCCCUUGGAUCCUCUGGUGUGUCCAAAAAUGGGGACCAUGUCCUUUGGCCUUCGUGAUCUUGAAGGACCUUUACAGAGGUUCAGACGGUUUAUCUCAGAGGAGGCAGAAACACCAAAAGCAGCCAUUUUGACUUUCUUCAGAUUUUUGUUUUCUCUUUUUCUUGCUUUUUAUAGUUAUUGGAGAUCUGCCUUAGUCAAGAGCCUAGAUCAGGAUUGGCUAACCUUUGGUUCUCCAAGUGUUGUUGGACCAGCUCCCAGAAUCCCUGACCAUUGACCAUGAUUGAUAGGUCUGGAGGGAGUUGGGAGUCCCAACACCCAGAGGGGGCACCAUAUGGAUUACCCCGGUCUCCAUGCUAAAUUCAGUUCUAAAGCUGGGCUUACAUACGCUACAUGCAUUCGGCUCAAAGAGUUUGGAAAGUGGGGUGGAGGUGGUCAUAGAAUCUGAUGAAACCCCUAGAUUAAGAUUGAAACCAGGGUUCCUGUAGAUGAUUGGUAGCUUUUAGUACUGUUCUUUAUUCAUAUUAUUACAGAAUUUUAUUGGGAGAACAGAUUGUUCCCCAAAGCUUGGAGACAGCUGCGUCUGCAGAAAAAUACACAUUUGUUUAAUGAUAACUUUCAAAAGUGUGCAGGACUUUCAUGUUCUGAAAUUCCUUAACCUUGUAAACAUAAAUUUCCUUUCGGCUGAACAUAUUCAGCGCCCGUGUGACUGACAACAUCUAUACCUACUGCAGCAUAAUAAUUACAAUAGCCAUUUGACUCCUGUGUCCUUGUUGGAAGGCGCAUAACGUUUCCUGCGCAGAAUGGACUUGACUCUCUUUCCAGCAAUUUCGUAGUACUUUGAUAAAAUAAUGCAGUAAAAUAAAAUAGACAUUUGUGGCGCUCUUGUUUAUUUGGAAUGCAAAAACCUAAUUAAAACCUUUGCAGCAUGUUUCAACACCUUGAUACUGACACAGUGUGGUAACUUCAGCUGCCAUUAUAAACCUUUUGCAUAAAUGCUCUAUACUCAUAUUUAGAAUUCUCACUAAAUAUACACAUUCCUCUGAGGCUAUAAAAAGAUGGUUGGGAGGUUCUAGAAACUGCACAUCAGAAGCAAAUUCUGUGUUUAUCUCCUUUUGAAGAAUAACAAACUAUUAAAUUUUCUUGCUAUUUAAAACCCUUUUAAUAUUUAAGGCAGAACUAGGAAUGAGAGGUCUUCCCCAGUGCCAGUAACAUUUCCUUAGUAUUUAUAAUAAUAAUAAUUUGUUAUUUAUACCCCGCCCAUCUGGCUGGGUUUCCACAGCCACUCUGGGCGGCUUCCAACAAAAUAUUAAAAUACAGUAGUCUAUUAAACAUUAAAAGCUUCCCUAGACAGGGCUGCCUUCAGAUGUCUUCUAAAAGUCUGGUAGUUGUUUUUCUCUUUGACAUCUGGUGGGAGGGCGUUCCUCAGGGCGGGUGCCACUACUGAGAAGACCCUCUGCCUGGUUCCCUGUAACUUGACUUCUUGCAGUGAGGGAACCAACAGAAGGCCCUCGGCACUGGAUCUCAGGGUCCGGGCAGAACGAUGGGGGUAGAGACGCUACUUCAGGUAUACUGGACCGAGGCCGUUUAAGGCUUUAAAGGUCAGCACAAACCAACACUUGAUUUGGCUGUUGAUUUCUGCAGGUGCUGGCUAUAUGUGUGGAGGAGGAACCACUCCUCACCAGCCUGAACAAGGGCUCCUGUUUACUUCUCUGGCAACAAAUCAAACUUGGGUCACUUGCUGUACUUCCUUUAUCACUGAUAAAACCAUUUUAAAAGAUUGUAGUUACUAAAGAGAGCCUGUAAUAUUCCACAAGUUCCUUAGUAGCACACAGUGCCUGCAAUUUAGUCCAAGUUACUUGGGAGUAACACCCAAUCUACACAGUGGGGCUUAAACCUUGGGUAGACAUGCAUAAGAUUGUCCUAUGCGUUUGAGAUUUCAAUAUUUUAUUCUAUGCAGAGCAUGGCCCGCAAUACUAAAUAAUUAAAUUAAGAAAACUGCGAUGAACUUUCAUUUUAUUUCUUUUUCCAAGCUGAUGUAAGAAGCACAAAAGUGCAAGUCAAGCUCAUGAGUUUGGGGAAAACAACUCUCCCAUUUUAUUUAAAACUGUAUCCCAUAGCAUCACUGAAUGAAUUUGGCAAUCAUCAAAUAUUAAAAAAUAAGAGUCCUGCUUCCAAAGAGGAAUCUAUAGGGGCUUAUAGCUUUGUUUACAGAUUAGUAGGUUUAAGGCUAAGGGGUUUUCCCAGUGCUCCUAAGGGAUUUUGGCAUUGAAUUUCUGUCCCUGUAUGCAUAAAGCAUAUGAUUUGACACCAAGCGUCAUCCACCCUUUCCAGUCCAAUCCCCAUUUAUGUGAAGCAGGUUAAAUCAAAUGGUGCAUAUUCAGAACUCCAUUCAGCACUUUGCUCCCAAUAAAAAUAAGUGUGCACAAAAGAAACCCUAAGAUUACUUUUAACCAUUUUGCUGUAACAGGAUCACCUUGGUGUAAUAUUUAACAUUUUGCUCAGUUACACCUGACACACAUGCGUUAAACUCCUGAAGUACUUCUGAAGCAUUUUAUUGUGAUGCUGUAAAAUUUAACAUAAAGGCUGGUGCACACAGUCUGUCAGAAAACAAGAAAUUGCAAAGUCUUAAGGAUUCAUGUGAUGCUACUGGAGCCUGUCUGAGAAAUAAACAUUGAACAGAAUGGCCCCUGCAGCACUGUGGAAUAGAUAUAUUUGGCUUUCCUUCCCUCUCCUACCACAAAAAGUGAAAGAAUAUGAACACUAAGUGACUCUAAUAAUGUCAGCCCCCAAAUACUCUCCAAAUAAGCACUUGGGUGACACAACUUAGUUUUUUGUUCAGAACGAAAAGUUCCUUUAGUGAAGGAGAACGACGAUAAAUGCUCAAAAAUAAUUAUGAUUGUCAGUAGAAAUGUUUGUUUGCAAAAUCAUGGUUUGUAGGCUGUCUAGAGGGGAGAAUAACUCCCCCAUGGAAAUAAAUCUCCUUUCCAGGAAUAUUUCUGUCAUUAAUGAUGUGAUCUGGGGUUCUCUGCCGUCCAUCUUCCCCCCCCCCCCCCCCGGGCAUGUAGAUAGAUGCAAAAGUCACUUAUGGAGAGGAGUUACCUAUGUAUCUCAGAUGCAGCUGUCCCAGGAUGUGUUGUAGUCGUUGGAAUCCUGGGCUAGGAACAGGGAGACCAGACUAAGUUCCCAUUCAGCCUAGAAGCCUGCUUGGUGACCUUGGGCCAACAGCCCUCUUCCGGCGUCGCCUGCUACCGCAGGGUAGCUAUCAGGACACAGCGGGGUGGGAACAAUGUAUUCUGGUCCUGCGUUCCUUGGAGGGAGACUGGGAUUGGUAGCUGUCCCGCAAGAGGUGUGAUGCUGCAGCAGCAGAGUCAUGUGUCUCCCGUGCUUGGAUGAGAUUUAAAAAUCUGUCGGCAAACGUGCUGCAGGAGUGAAAGCUUCAUUCUUGGCAUAGAUCGCUUAAUAGGGAACUCGGCCACCAGAAAUUGAGUGGAAACAUGAGAGAGAUACUGGCAUUCUUGGGGGAACCCCAAGGUUUUCAGAAGUACAAGCACCUUAAACUAUGCAGAGGCCGAAAAGCCCAGCGGGGACUGAGCAUGUUCAGUAGCCAGAGAAUGUGUCUUGUCAGUUGAAACCUGGGGGUGGGAGAAGGAGGCAGUGGUCCUGCUGGGGCCUCUUAAAGCAGGGGCAAGGAAGUGGCCCUCCAGGCCUCUUAUCUGGCCCUUGGAACACUUCCCGGGCCACAUCCCUUAUUGGCCCUGUUUCACUUGAACUUUGAUCGUUCCUCUUCCUUGUCUGGAUAGAGGAGAGAUGGGUGUGUGUGUGAAGAAAGCAGUCUGCUGUGCAAAGGUAAAAUUCACAUUAUUUGCUCUGUUUGCUUUUAUUCUGGCCCCUCCAUCUGCUGGCCUGUGGCCCUCAGAAGAUUGUCUGGAAGGAAACGUGGCCCUUGUUGUGCAAAGGGCUCCCUGCUGCUUCCUGACAGCUCACAGAAUCCUGCAGAAGGGUGUAGUUGGCUGGAAAGAACCCUGAACCCAGAGCACUUCUGCUAAGAGAGAAGGGUAUACUUUGUGAGUUGAGAUUUGAAGUAAUGCUGCUUGUGGUUCCAUGACUUUCUAGCUGAAACUGAACAGAGAUUAGUGACUCUAAUAGAGACCUAACUUCAGCUGCUUUUCAGGUUAAUAAGCCAAUCCCUGUAUAUUUUCAGGGGCAGUGGUCUCUUGGGGAUGAGGCCAGGCAUCAGGGUCCCUUCAAAAUGAAGACUGACCACUUGCAUUUAACGGCAGCUCCAGAUCCUGUCAAAUCUCCAUCAGACGUCAACAUGCAAGACACUUUCUAUCAAGUUGCUUGGAUACCAUAUAACGUAUUUUGGUGAAUAGUUCCCUCUUGCCAAUUUUAUAAUACUGUUUUUUUGCAGAUCUGAAAUUUGUCGAACUCGGCUCUCCAUAUGCAAAUGCUUAUGAUGCUGCAAUUAAGGCAAAAGCAUAUACUUUUUUUAAAAAAAGAUGUGUCUCCUUUUUUCUUUUUUUUUUGGCAGCCUGAGGAAGAGCUUGAUCCUGAAGAGAGGGACAAUUUCCUCCAACAGCUUUACAAGUUUAUGGAAGACAGAGGUAAGACUUGACUGCCUUUUAGAAUGAUGGAAGCUCUGAACCUAGUGUGGAAGUGCAUUUUAACAGUGCUAUAUUUACUGAUUGUGCCGAAUGCUUGUGAUGUGCUCUGAAUGCUAUUGAGACCACAUUCCUGUGCAUUCGAGGGGAAGUCCCAUUGAACUUGGAGACAUUUACUUCAGAGUAGAUGUGCAAGGCAUUUGGGCUGGUGUUUACAAACGUUAAGCAUCACCAUCACCUAAAACGAAUCCUCUUAAGCAAUCUUACUGUAGUAAUGAGUUUGCAGCAGCAUGCGAGAGAAGCGAGGCAUAGGUAUCUGCAGGUAUGUGGGACCCUUUUUUGGGUGGAACAUGGGCACUGCCAGAUGACCAAUUUAUUGAGCAUUCAUCCCGACUUGUUUGCAGGGAGGUUAUAAGACAUUGCAUCAAAGCAAGUGUUAUCCCGUGUCUUUCCUUACUGCAAAAUUUCAAUCUUUGGGGGAAGUGGGUUUGUUGUGCAGGACCUCUCAACCAGCUAUAGUUGCACAACCUGAAUUUGCCGGUAUCUGACAGAGUCCCACCUGAGAAUAGCAAGCAUCUGAAAACCCCCUAUAUGUGUGCACCAACAUCUUGAAGUAUACCCAGAAGGUUAUAGAAAGCCAAGUAUAGAAACGUGUUAUAUGUUGAUCUUGAAUUUACAUGAAAACCAAUACAAAUUAUUUGUAUUUGGAUUAAAACAAAAAAAAAAACCACACGCUGUAAUGUGCUCCCAGUGACCAGUUCUUCCAAACUUGAUCCACUGUGCUUGGUGCAUGUUGUGGCUUCACCUUUUCAAGGGCCAGGCUUCCAUCAAGUUUGCUGUGGGUAGUCUAGGUUCAAGAACACAAAAGAUUAAAAGCUGGCUUGUCAGGUCCAAAUCUGUUGCAGUAUCAAUGAAAUACUCCUUAUAUUCACUGCAACUUGAAGUGCCAGGCAGAGUGAUAGCAAACUAAAGCGCUAUAUGCUGUGAAAGCAGCAAGUGAGCAUGAUUGUUUGCAAUCAUGUUGUUAGCCAAUUUAAACCUGUUGUUAUAUGUUUGCGUUGAACUGAUCCAAGGUCAAGGGGUUUAAUUCGCAUGAAUGUUCUCACAUUGAAAAGGGGAUAUUAUUAUCAUUUAUUAAAAUUGUUUUUAUUUAAAUUUCUACUGCCCUUCAUCCAAGGAUCACUGGGCAGUUUACAAUAUUAGUGUUUCGGUUUGCCUGGGAUUCUGAGGUUGGUUUGCAACUAAACCAUCUUAAGGUUGGUUGAAAAGGACAGAUAAGACAUUGAAUUGCCUUCCUCAGUGCAAAUUGUUGUCUGUUCAUCACCAGGAUGAUGAAGAGAAGCUUGCUUGUAUUUCCAGGCUGGUAGAAGUUAGCUUAUUAGCGUUAGUCAAGGCUUCAAAAAUCUCUUGCCUCAUGCAGCUACAAAUUCUGAAAUGCAUAAAAUUGCUCAUUUUUAAUCCUUGGCAACAGUUCUUGGCUGAUGUUGCUGUCUCAUGUAACAUCUGUCUCCAAUACAGUGUAAAAUACUGGGCAACUAAUUACCGUUGCUGAACUAAUCUAAUACCUCAUGGGAGGAGAAGCCCUAGUUCAUUUUUGUUUGUGGGAAGUCCCUGGUUCAAUCCGUAGCAGCUUCUGUUAAAAAGAUUUCUGGUAACACAGUGCUGGACUAGAUGAAUCUGUGCUCUCUGUAUAAGGCAACUUCCUGUAUGCUCAUAUAUUAAUGUCUUGCUGUGGGUAGCAUAGAUCAACUGCCUAGAGAGGUCCUUGAGAUCCUUGCUACAGAACAGGAUCUGUCUAGGAAUGCUUGCUUUGGAUGCUCUCUGCUGGUAAAUGAUGGAAAUGAAAAUGACUUCUGGAGAUUUCUCAUUUGGAUUUGACAUUUAAUUUCCUGGCAUUAUGCUCUGAAAAUCUUAAAAUCUCAAUUACCAGUAACCAUCCAUAAUAACAGCAUGCACAUAUUUAAGGGUGGUCGCCUUCAUGGGGCCACUGCAUAUUUUCAUUUUCUAUAAUAAAUCCUGGAUUGCAGAUUAUAUUUUUGCAGUGGCGGGGGGGCUGUAUUUAUUUUUUCAGUUUGUAUACUGCUAAUUGCAGUUGUCUCUAAGCGGCAUACAGGAGACACAAUGCAAUGAGACUAAAAAUGAGUUAAAACAUAAAAUAAGAAUUGAAUGAAAAUACCUUCUAAAAUUCUUUUUUAAAAGGAUUCGGUAAGCACUGGAAGUUCAUUAGGAAGAAGGCCUGUCUGACACCAGCUAAUAGAGAGUUCCACAAAUACUGAGCAUGCAGAUCCUUAUGGCUAUGAGCCAUGGGGGACCAUGCUGAGAUUCUUGCAUUGCAGGAGGUUGGACCCUAGAUGACCUUUUGGGUCCCACCUUGCUGUACUAUUCUAUGACCACCAACAGUGACUCCACUGAAGACUUUGGUGAUCAAGCAGAGAUACAAGGGCCUUAUUUAGGGCCUUGUAAAUUAUUACAAGACUUUGAACCUGUCCCAGCAUCAUAUGGGCAACCAGUGUGACCUUCUGAGUUCUGAAGGACUCGGUGCUGGGGAUUGCCUGUCCCAAUCUACCAUCCACAGUGUUUUGCACCAAUUUGAGUGGUUUUCUAUAGUUGAGCCUUGGUCCUAAUUGAACCUAAUAAAAUAUUAGGCUGCAAUCCUGAUUCCACUUUCCUAGAAGUAAGCCCCAUUGAGUUCAGGAGGAUUUGGUUCUGAGUAGACUGUUAAGAUUGUGCUUUUAAGCUCUUAAUGGUCAUUUCACCCUCCAUUUUUUGCUGCUUGUAUCCUCAACUCUUAAAAAAAUUAUUCCUUAUUUGCAAAAAAUGAUUCUGUCAAAUUACUAAUUGAUUGUUGAGUCUAUUUAUGCCCCACUCCGGAAGGGAGAAGAGGUUGGAAUUUCCAUUACCUUUAAAGGUGACAUUUAACUUGACACAUCAUUAUCUCAAAGCCAGUCUGUAUCCUAUUUAGAAGAAUCUGUUUUACAAAGCAGGCACCAGGUAUCAACUUCUGCUUCGAGAUGCUCACAGCCAAGCAGUUAGAAGAAGCCUAUAAUGUAGCCAUGCAAAUAACUUACCAGCCAAAUAAUAAUAAUAAUAAUUCACUUCCCAAUAUUUGUUGAUUGAUUGUGGUCUAGUAGGCUGGAGGGGAAUAAUGGGACCAGCUUGGGUGCCUGGAGAUGACAUCAGGCAAGUGGCUAUUUAUAAGCUGUAAAGUGUAGGUAUGUGCUUUAGAGUAAAAGUGCAAAGCCUGUGUAAUAAAUGCUUCUUUUGAUAUCUCUUUUAUAUUAAUUAGGAACUCCUAUCAAUAAGCCACCUGUUCUGGGCUAUAAGGAUCUUAACCUCUUCAAACUUUUCAGACUGGUAUAUCAGCAGGGUGGGUGUGACAAUGUAAGUAUGGCAUUUCUUAAAGCUAGCCUUUAAUUUCAAGCUAACAUUGUUUUAGUUUUCUAUUUAAUUUAUAUAUGUGCACUACUGCACUCCUAAAAUACUUCUCUACCUCCCGCACAGAUUGAUAGUGGAGCCGUAUGGAAGCAAAUUUAUAUGGACCUUGGCAUUCCUAUUUUGAACUCCGCUGCUUCCUACAAUGUAAAAACUGCUUAUAGAAAGUAAGUAGUCUCUCUUUUUAUUUAAGGUACAACUGCUCAAAACUUACUUAGACCCGAAGGAAAUCAUAAGUAGGAUUUGGCAGGGGGAGGAGGCAAUAUAGACAAUAGCAAGGGGGAAUAUCACUAACAAUAACUUCAUGGUGCUGUACAGGUUUUUAGCUGCUGUACAUUUUUCUGUCUUGCUAACCCCGCAGUCCCAACUGCUUUCUGCUGUGGCUAACAACUUAAACUUCCAAAUGUAAUAUUACAUUUAAAAGCAAAAUGGUAAGUUGGCAGCAGCUAGAAUUUAUGGCCUCAUUUGGGCAAUCAUAUUUCUGCUUAGUUAAGCCCUAAGUACAAACAAGGCUUGCAUCUCCUCCUAUAAUCCCUCUGCUCCUCCCUUUACAGAAGCGAGCAAGCAAACUAGGAGAGAGACUUCAACUUAACUUAGAGUUUUGCAUUUUGUCCAUACUAGGAAAUGGUGAUUAAAUGGCUUCAGAACAAAACAGGAUAUUAAGCCAUGGUUUGAAAUUUUAUAGUUUCACCUUUUUCUCUUUUUUUAAGUGUUGAGCUUCUUGUACCCUGCUUAGAAACUAUUGUAAUUAAGUGGUAUAUAGAUCGUAGAAAUAAGGAAAUCAGUACGAAUGACAUGGGGAAAUUGUAGCUAACUGAAGACUUCCUCUUGACUUAUUUAUUCAUAAACCGCCCUUUAUCCGACAAUCCCAGGGCAGUGUACAACAUUAAAAACAUAAUAUACAUAGCUUAAUAACAAUAAAAAAACCUUUAAAACAAUUGCAGAAAAAAGCGUAUCAACAAUUCUCCCCACAUUUAAAAUGCCAUAGAUUGUGUAAAGAGGAAUGUUUUUGCCUAGCACCUAAAAACAUGUAAGGAUGGUGCCAGGCUGACCUCUCUGGAGAGAGCAUCCCACAGUCCGGGAGCCACCUCAGAAAAAGCCCCUUUUCUUGUACCUCUCGGGGGGCGGGGGACAGACAAAGAAGGGCCUCAGGUGACAAGUACAGGAUCUGGGUCGGUUCGUACUGGGAGAGGCAAUCCUUACUUGUCAUCUCAAGUGAAGGAGCUGCAUGCGUGACCACAAGGCUCAUUCAUAUCUCUGCUUAUUACCCUAGGAUACGGCCACCCGAGCCAGCCUAAUAAGAAUCACAUUUCCAAGAGUCCUCUGUGCACUGAGCAGCCAUAUGUCAGGACACCAGGAAGACAGAGAGAAACCUUCUUCCCACUAGGACUGAGGAUUAAAAUGAGAGGGUGGCGUGGGGGAACGAUAGCGCUGCAAUUGUUGGGAGAAUUAUUCUGUAGAUCAGAACCUCCUCCUGAGUUAGAGCAGAACUUGAGGGUGUUAAAGGAGUGCGCGCUCUCCCUCUGUGCUUCCUAGGUGAUGGAAAAAGCCUUAUUUUAUUUUUACAUUGCAAAUAAAUUCCUUUUCCGAAACCUGUAGGUAUCUUUAUGGUUUCGAAGAGUACUGCCGGUCUGCGAACAUUCAGUUUAGAACCAUCCACCACAAUGAACCAAAAAUAAUAGAAGCAGUACAGAAACCAGAAGAGCCAAUGGAGGAAAGUGUAAAAGAAGAGCCAGAGAUGUUCCCCAUAGAGGUUCGCAAUGAGGAGGAUGAAAACGAUUGCAGCAGUGAAAGUGAAAAAGAAGAAAUUGAGCAGAGGUCUCCUAGGGUAAGGUCCAUCACUUAGAACCUUGUGAUAUUAAUUUGUUAUGUUCAACUUUGGAAUGGAAAUGUGUUCCUAUAUGAUUAGUUCUAGAUAUCUCUUUCUACUUUUAUUUUAUCUGACAUCUGUUAUACCUUGCUUGGUUAAAAAUAAAUGGAAAGAAAGAAAAAGUACAGUAAAAAAGGAGGUUCCUACUCUUGCUUUCCCAGCAGGGGUUUAAUUAACCAGCUAUAGGCCAAUGAGAGUAAGCUAAUGUUUAUUCUGGAAAAAGCUGGCAGCUCAUUUCCUCCUACGGUUUCUCAGUCCUGUUUUCCUCAUGGUUGUAUCUUUUGCUGCUCACGCUGCUUACGUGGUAACAGAAUCCAUGUUUUUAGAUACCUAUUCAUAAAGCUGUGAUGGUGGCUUUCAGUUAUAUAUUUUGCUUGUCCGUGAAUUCCCUGAUGCGCCGCUAGUCAAGGAAAAAAGCUUUAACUUAAUACUGCAGCAAUGCAUUGUGUAAUCCUAUUGCCUUGAAGGCAGCAACGCAGUUUAAACAGCAUGCUUUCUUCCCCCUCUCCCCCAAACCCAAUAGGGACGAAGGAGACUUGUUCGUGAUGUCACUGUCGCUAAAAAGGAAGGCGAAGAUGAUAAAAUGCCGGACAAACUAAGAGACAGCAACAAGGAGAACAAAGAUGUAGAAGACAUGUCCAGUAAUGCAGAAAAAAGGGAAAAUGAGCUGCCACUUGGAAGCAGAAAGACCACACCAAAGCAAAAGGAAAAGAAAGCAAAAAAGGAAGAGGAAUCUGACAAGGAGUCAGAUGAAGAGGAGGACAGGAGGCAAGAAAUAUGUCUUUACUUCUUCUACUUUUUGUCUGAUGCUGUAGCAUGCGAGUGUAAAGUCUUGAAAUUGGACACCUGGUGAAAAUGACCCUUAAUCCAUGUUAAAUUGCAUCUCGAAUGGUGUCAUUUUAUAGGGCAGGCUCAGUAUAAGAAUGUAAAUGGACAAAGGCUUCAUCCUUUUUAAAAAGCUUGCGGCUAACAAAGAGCUUGGUAGUACGAUGGCUCCAAGAGGAAGGAGGUUAUAGGAGGCUUCAGUGCCAGGGUUCGGGAAUCUGUGCACCUCAAGAUGUUGGACUACAACUCCCAUCAUCCCUGAAUAUUGGCCAUGGCAGCUGGGACCAGUGGGAGUUGGAGUCCAGCAAUACCUGAAGGGGCCACAAGUUCCUGCAGUAGCUCUACACAAAAUUCCUGCCUUUUCUUUGGCGAAAUAAAUAUAUGCCAAUUUCCAUAGUUUCCCAUUACCCGUAGCCUAUGAAUCUUUGUUGUAGUUUAGUCAUGUCCGACUCUUCAUGACCCCAUGGACCAGAGCACGCUAGGCACUCCUGUCUUCCACUGCCUCCCGCAGCUUGGUCAAACUCAUGUUAGUAGCUUCGAGAACACUGUCCAACCAUCUCGUCCUCUGUUGUCCCCUUCUCCUUGUGCCCUCCAUCUUUCCCAACAUCAGGGUCUUUUCCUGGGAGUCUUCUCUUCUCAAGAGGUGACCGAAGUAUUGGAGCCUCAGCUUCAGGAUUUGUCCUUCCGGUUAGCACUCAGGACUGAUUUCCUUCAGAAUGGAUAGGUUUGAUCUUCUUGCAGUCCAUGGACUCUCAAUAGUCUCCUCCAGCACCAUGAUUCAAAAGCAUGAAUCUAGGCUGCCUUAAAGCAAAAUCCUGGGGUGUUCAGCUUUAGCAAAAAAAAUCCCUAUCUAAGGUGACUUCCGGCAGCAUAAUCUGUGCUUGAGCACAGCUUAUUCAUCAGUUCCAUCAGAAGGGAACUUUUUUUAGAAUAUGGAUAAGAAGUGCUGUUGUGGUGCUGGGCUGUACUAGGCAUUUACAGAAGGCACUUUGAAAGAGCUUCUUGUAUAACAGUAAUAUAUUUGUGUGCAGGGUUCUGUAAGAUGUAAUAUUCAAGUUGAUGUAGCUAUUAGGAUUGCCCUGUUUAAUCCAGUUAGAUUUAUUUUAUUUUUAAAACUUUGAGUUGAUAAAAAGGUACGCCUGGUUUUAUUGGGGUUUAUUUAUUUACAAAAUACGUAAUAAAAACUGAAGGUAGCAAGCACCACCUAAGGAGCCAUUUCUCCUUCCCCGCAUACACAGGAGAAAUAACUCUUCUAAGAAAAUAUACUUCUUUUACCUAUAUUCAGGUUUUAAUUGAUUGACUAAAACACAUGAUGAUUUGAUUUGAGUGGGUUGCUGCUCUAAGUCCUGUGCAUCCUUUGGUUUCUCAGAUAAUUGUUUGGGUACAAAUGCAAGGUGGCAUUAGAACACCAUGCAGUUAAAACUGAAUGAGCCAUUGGCUCAUGGCUCAUUUGCACAGAGAGGUUUGCAGAGCAGGUUAGCAAACAGAAUAGGCCGGAACCUAGGAUAUUUGCUGUUUUCACUGAAGUGCAUUCUGGAGGGCUGGAGGUGAUAGGCUAAAUAGAGCAAAGGCAAAUUGAGGAGCAGGCAAGACUGCUUUGAAAAGUCUGAGGAAGAGAAUUAAAAAUCCACAAUAACAAUGCAUAAUUUUCAAUGGAAGCUGACAGAAAUGAGCCAGUUGUUUAAAUAUUGCAUUACCUCCAGUCAUUCAUCUGGAAAUGUCAUGGUACAUCAGAAUAACAAGUUAUGCAAGAAACUUAAUGCCCCCAAAUCUUCUGAAUAUUAUUCUUUCAAUAACUCCUUUGCAAGGGACCAUGAGGAGAGGAGCCGUGGGUGGAGCACACAUUUUGCAUAUAAAAUAUCCUAGUUACAGUCCCUGAAUUCCCCAUUUUAAAUCUCUGGUGGCUGGAAUCUGAAAAACGGUGACCUGAAAUAUUGCAAGCUGCUGCUGCUAAUCAGGAGUAUUAUUGUUGUUAUUAUUUAUUAAAUUUAUAGACCACCCUUCAUCGGAGGAUUACCAUACGUUACUGGGAUACAUAGACCAGCAGCCUGCCUUGUUACAGAGCAGCUUCACGCAGAUCCACAUCUGCUUUAGCUUCUGCAGUGCUGCACUCAUUAAUGCUCCCGUACCGUUUGCUGUGCCUGUCUCUUGAGUAACAUCAGUGGUGCAUAUAGGCACGCACAGCACAGAUCUGUCUAAUGCACAAAUGCCCUUUUCUUGGGGCCGCUCCGCUUUUGUGUGGGAAAUUGCACAUACCCGGCACGCGUGUCCUCACCUGUGACCAAGGCGCUCCUGCAGACCAGGUGGGGAUCUGCCUUAAGGGCCCUGGGUUUCUGAUUCUGGGAAGGACAUUAAAUGAAGUUGCUGACCUCCAAGGCCGCGUUCCACCUCCAAUGUCAGAGACCGCAUGCAUCUGAAUACCAGCUGCUUGGAACUGCAGGUGGGCAAGGAGCAGCUGCACUCAGGUCCUCCUUGCAGGCUUCCCACAGGAUACUAGACUAGAUGGGCCUGAUCCAAUGGGCUCAUCUUACACUCUUACUUUUGCUGCAUGUACCUGUACAUGUACUGUACAUACUUUUGCUGCAUGUACCUGUACCUGGAGUCCUGGUGAGUGCUGUGUCUCUGUGGGCAGCUGAAUGCAAGCACAUGCUUUAUUUUACACUGUGUGUAUAUUUUCCUACAUGUAAGUGAUUAUCUGAGAGGCAAAUACCUGUUGUUGUUGUUUAGAUUUCUAUACUGCCUUUCAUCAGAAGAUCUCAGGGCAGUUCACAAGACAAAAGCACAAAUAAAUAGUUGAAACAAACAACAAAACAAUAUCCCCACCUCCCACAAACACAUUUAAAAUGCUGUAGGAUAUUGAUCAGCCAAAGGCCUGGGUGAAGAGGAGCGUUUUUGCCUGGCUCCAUGGGUGUUCUCUGCCUUGAGGUUUUCCUCCUGAACUUUGUAUGGGGUGCAGCAAUCUAGCUAAAGGUGGUGUAGGGAAAGAGAUGAGGCAGGUUCACUUGUUCGUGAAAAGCCUUUCUUUAACUAGUAGGCAGUCACUUGAGAAAAGUACUCAGCAGUAACAAAUUAAAAUGAAUGUCAUGAAAAGCUAAUCGCGACUUGCAUUGGGAUUGACUUGAGCGCUUCCCAUCAGCUCCACUGUGGCUCUGUGGGAUUGAUUAGGUGCUUGCACAAGAUUCAUUACUUGGAAAAGUGCACUUUUGCCUGGAUUCAGUUGCUGAGUCACUUUCAUUCAAGGCAGAGGUUGGCACUGCUGCAUUGCCGCCAUGCAAGCAUAAUGUAAGUGAGGAGGAUCACAGCUACUGCCCACGUCUGGCCUCUAAUUAGUUUGCAUCCUGUUACCUGUCUUGCUGCAGGGAAGAACUUGAAAACCGAGGAGAAUCGGAAGGAGAGGAGGGCGACGAAGACACAGAGCCUUGCCUAACGGGAACCAAAGUGAAAGUAAAAUACGGCCGUGGCAAAACUCAGAAAAUUUACGAAGCCAGUAUUAAAAGUACAGAGAAUGAUGACGGAGAGGUUUUGUAUUUGGUGCAUUAUUAUGGCUGGAAUGUAAGGUGAGGAGAGAAGAAAGUCAACCUUGUAAUCUUGUUUUGCGGUCAUAUUGUAGUGGCAAAUAAAGGUUCAGGUGGACUACUUGAGGCCCUGCAGGCAGGUGCCUUCAGUCCUGCUGAUCCUCCUCUUUUAUGCUGGUGUGCUUUGAUCAGGCGUGAGCAUCGUCAAGUGUUUUGCCUGGGCUGUAUUAGGAGCUGCUUCAUGCAGCCAUUUUUAAAAGUCAACUUGGGAUGAGUCAGUGUGCCCCAAAAAGGUUCGCUUAGGGAAAUGAUACUGUCAAGAGUGCCCGCACGUGGUAAGAUUUGAUGGAUGGCCUCUUGUUUACUCAGCAAUGUUAAAUGAAGACAUGGCAAACCUUUGAUGGUUUCCCUUUUCUUUAUGGGCACAAUUGAACACUAAGGGCAAUAUGCAGGAGCAGGUGACACAGUGGGUCUGGUUGUUAACCAGAAGGUUGGUGGUUUGAGCCCACCUAGGGACGGCUGUGGCAGAAUCCCUGCAUUGCAAGGGGUUGGACUAGAUAACCCUUGGGGUUAUCUAUACUGUACAGUUCUAUAAUUCUGUUACCAGUGCAAGGGUUUCUGCUUGCGCAGUGGAACUCCCCCUCUCUUUCUGCCACACACCCACUGUUCUGGAGUGUUCUCCAACCUUCUAGAGCAGAUUUGGGGAGGUAUGGGGCACAGAGCAAGGGAAAAUCUGUAAAGCAAGAAAUAAGUUGAGAUACAUUUAUAUAUAUAUAUAUAUAACAAAUAAGUCAUUGGACAGUUUCUUUAUUUUGGAAAAAAAGAAAUUUAUUUUACACCUAGAAGCAUUCAAUAUCUGAAAUGACUACUGACUUACUGGAAAUGUUGGGAUGUGCUGUUUAUAGUUCACCUACUAACUAACCCUUUAAAAUUAAAAACAUUUUUGGGGGUAUGGUGCAAGACUUCCUUUGUAGGCUUGAAAUCUAGGGGUGGGGAUGCUUUUUUGGGUGAGGUUCUUUUUACAAUUAGCCUUUGCUCUAAAGCCAUUUUUAACAGGAGUAAUAAUUCUGCAUGGUAUGUUUUCCGUAGAUACGAUGAAUGGGUGAAAGCCGAUAGGAUUAUUUGGCCUGUGGAGAAGGGAGGCUCAAAGAAGAAACAAAAGAAAAAAGCAAAAGUAUGUAGCAUUAUUCAUAAGCCUUAUUUUUCUAAACAACCUUUUUAUUUUCAGAAAUGGGACUUUUCCCUUUCUGAUUACCCUUUCUUUCUGUAAAUCCUUUUAAGAUAUGUUGCACAGUAGUAAAAUGACUAUUCGUAUGUAUCUGUGUUCAGAGUAAAGAAGAGAGUGAAAAAGAUGAGAAGAGAGAAGAGGAGAAGCAAAAGGUGAAACGGGGGCGCCCUCCUCUGAAAUCGACUCUUCUCUCAAACCUGUCGUGUGGUCUGCCCAAAACUCCUAAUAGCGAAAGUAAACCAGGAGCCCGAAACUCGCGCGGCAGCCUGCCAGAUUGCUCACCCUUGCCUAAUGGGACUGAAGGUAUUUCCAGUUCAGGACUGGUAUUUUUGGUGCAUGGUUUUUUACAAAGGCUCUUGAACAAGCAGCUAAUGAUGCUCUUUAGGAUGGCAAAUCUUUUCUUCUGAUUUAAAAGGCAUGAGGUGUAAAGCAUAAUGUGCGAAUAAUAAUAAUAAUAAUAAUAAUAAUAAUAAUAAUAAUUAUUAUUUAUUAUUUGUACCCCGCCCAUCUGGCUGGGUUUCCCCAGCCACUCUGAGUGGCUUCCAACAAAGAUUAAGAAUACAUUAAAAUGUCACACAUUAAAAACUUCGCUGAACAGGGCUGCCGUCAGAUCUCUUCUAAAUGUCAGGUAGUUGUUUAUCUCUUUGACAUCUGAUGGAAGGGUGUUCCACAAGUAAUGGAGACAGACAGACACACACACACACACACACACACUUGGAGAAUAAAUAAAACCUUUUCUUUAUAGUGUUCUUGCUCCCAAUCACUGAUACACUCUCUUCCUUUAAUUUUUAGGAAUGUCUCGCAGGCAAACAAGACGUAGCUCAGGAAUGUUGGAUUCUGACAGAGGGUCAAAUGGUGAGUAGAUUUUUUUUUUCAUAUGUUGUGGGAAGAUGUAUUAUGAAAUCUGGGGAGGGGGGAUGUACGGCAAGAGGAUUGAGACAGGACACUACCUGCAGUUGGGGAGAGGAGCAAUACCUAUUGCUUCCACUGGCUCUUGAUUACAGCCUUUCAUGGUGUAAAACAAUGUGAAUCUCAUAAACAGAUUCUUCAUGCUUCUAAUGAGGCCUAUUGUACUCUUGAGACAGAGAGCAGAGGGUGAAAUGCAGCUGCGUCAUUAGGUAUGAAAUACUCACACUUUACAGAAGUUUAACCUUCUGAAUACUCCCAUCUCCCCAGUCCUCAUUAGCAACGAGAGAGGAGCUGUGCUUUUAUAGACACUUUCAAACUGUACCUUUGUUCUAGCCUACUUUCUUUGUAGCUUUAUUGAAAUAAUAUUUCUCUUUAGCUUAUGGGGGGUAUCCAACUAAGGUGACAUUCACACAAUACGUUUAAAGCACUAUGAUACCAAUUUAAGUAGCCAUUCUGGGAGCCAUAGUUCAUUAAAGGUUCUGAGUGGAGACGUAUUCCCUUCACAGAGCUACAUUUUCCAGAGUUCCCUGUGAAAGAGGGAUUGCUAAACUACUCUGGGAAUUGGCCUCAGUCAUAAGAAUAGAAUGAUUGAAAUCAAUGGACUUUGAAUGACUUAAGUGCUGAUACCAACUUUCAUAUGAAGUUGUGCCUUGACUACUUGUUCUGUGCUAUGUAUUUUUUUGUAGAUUCGAUUUCAUCUGACAGUGAUGCGGAUGAAGCGUCUGAAAAGAAUGCGAAUGAAGAGUUUUCUCCAGCCAAUUCCGACCCAGAAAAAGAUGAGAAACGAACAGUUGAAAAACCUGAUGAAGAAAUCCCAAAGAUCUCGCUUGUGCUGAAAGAGAAUGACAGGAAUCAGCUCCACCCUUUGGAACCUUUGAAACUAGAAGUUGAAGAAAACGAACAAGUGGUUCAGAUUUUUGGAAACAAAAGUGACCAAGUAGAAGAUAUCAAGAGAGAGAUGGAAAAAUCACCUAGAGCAAAAGGACGGCGGAACAGAACAAGAGACCCCUCCCUGGAGAAUGUAAAGAGCACGCCACUAAACCAGGAAGAGGCAGCAAGCGAACAUCUCUCAGAUUCUGAAAGAUUAGACACGUCGUCCUUGGACAGUAAAGGGCUGAGCACCCCUUCUGAGAAUGAAACAGAUCCUUGUGCAAAAGAUAAGAAGCUUUCGAAAAGGAAGACGGCAGAACAGCCAUCCCCCGACAAGCGGGUCCGGCUGGUGGGCGAGAUGGAAGUGCCAAAUAUCGUGUCCGAGGGGAGGACAAAUGAAUGUUCUGGGACAGAAGAAUGUAAGGACUUUGGUGCAGAUGACUCACUCAGAAACGAGAACGAAGAAAUGCCGUCACUGGUGGCAGAAUCCGAUCAGCGUCUUCAGGGUCGGGGAGGCGAACACUUCGAUUGUUCCGAGGAAAACCGCAACCCCGCACUGAAAGACGAGGACGAUUCCAUGCCUCAGAUCGGGCCCGAAACUCUCCUCUGCCACGAAGUGGACUUGGACGACGUGGACGAAAAGGACAAGAUCGGGCCUGAAAAGUUCAUAGCAGAGAAACCGGACUCCAGCCACCCCACUUCGAACCCGCCUGCCUUACCUCCCGUGGUCCAGCCGAACUUCUCUGUGGCCUCUCCUCUCACCUUAAGUCAGGAUGAAUCACGGAGCAUCAAGAGUGAAAGUGACAUCACCAUUGAAGUGGACAGCGUGGCUGAAGAGUCUCAGGAAGGUCUCUGUGAGAGCGAGUCUGCCAAUGGGUUUGAGGCUUUCACUACUACUUCAAGCAAUUGUAGCAUCGCCAUCCCAGAAAGGGAGAUCGGGGAGAGGGGUAAGUGCCAGCUUCUAAAUGGGAACUUCAUUUUGAUGCUUCCAUAAAGUGGUUUUUGUAAUCCACAUGGAGGUUUGCUUACAAUCAAGCAAAAUAUAAUUUUUGUUAAAUAAAGUAAAAUCCCUCUCUUCCUAAACAUGCUGAAAGCAUGACUUGCAAAUACACUGAAGGAUUAGAAGCAAGGAGUCACAUUUUGCUUAGUCAUUCAUUCAUUCAUUCAUUAUUCUAAUUUUAUUUGCAACAUAAAUCCACCACAACUCAAAUAAACAAAUCCACCACCAUUAGACAUGAACAUAACAUAAAAUAAACAUAAAACGAACGACAAAAUAAAAAUCUUCUUUUAUCCUGUACAUGGCCUCUGUAUUUACUUCUUAUAAACGGUUUCCUUUAUGAAUUAUUAUUAUGAUUUUUUUCAAAUUAUGACUUCUGAAACAAGUCCAGGUGUGUAUUUUAGGGCACUGUUUUGUAAAGUAUUCUUUACAUUUACAAGUAUUCUUUACAUUCUUUUUGAAAUUCUUGUCUGGGGAGUCCCCUAAUUACCUCUUGUUAAUCUAGCCAAUUCGAUAUAAUUUAGUAAUUUAUCCUGCCAUUCCGUUUUUGUUGCUUAGUCAUUUAUUUUUAUCCCAUCGAGGCAGCUAAGAAUAAAAUGGGGGUUUGGGAGCAGAAGUAUUGGAAUUGGCUGCUGCUUGUAAACUAGCAGCACUUCGCUAUCCAUCAUCAGGAGUCCCCAGUUCUGGUAGCCAUGGCAAGUGUUCCCCUUUGCCCAGCCUGCAUUUCAGUGAUGCUCAGAGCAGCUGGAAGUUCGACACAGCUUGAGGAGAUGACCCCAAUUCCAAGCUGGAGAAGGGAGCAAGGGCCUGUCCUUUUCAUGCAGUUCCUUAGAGGCUCAUUGCAAAAAAAUAAAAAAUUGAUCCCUAGCCCACAGGGAUCAUCACCCCAAUUGCACCAGGCUUGUGUCAUCUCCAUAGUGCAAUUGGGGCAACACUCAUCUCUGUCCCUGUGCCAGUCCCCAGAAACCAGAGAGAGGGGAAGCAGGGUGGUGUCCUUGACCUUGCACCAAAUUUUGGAGCCCCGGGUUCAAGGUCAGGGACAAGACCUUCUGGGUGGGGGAGGAGUGGCUUCCUAGGCAGCCACAAAAGCUGGCCAAAAUGUGUGGGUCUCAAUCUGUUAUGUUUGUGAAAAAUAAGCAGAUUAUGCUAAGCUGGUUCACAUAGAUGAAGCAGAGGCUUCGGUGCCCAGCUUGUUUGCCCCUGAAUUCGCAUAUGACGCAAGUACAUUUCAAGAGUUGCGUGGACGUGCUUCUUUAGAACUGCAGCCUUCCUCCCUUGUGGGAGUAAUGCAGCCACAGUCUGUGAGGCAUGCAGCUGGAGGUUAUUUAAAAGGCAGCUAAGGCAUGCACAUCAGAGGGCCAGAAUUCUGUAUUUGAGGGGUGAAAUGUAUCGGUGAGAGGAGCUAGCCAAAUCAUGACUUCUGUAGCACCACGAUUGCCAAAAUGACAGUUGCUGCUCCCUCUUGUUUAGCUGAUGAGUUGCAAGUCAGAAUAAUUUAUUGCUAUUUGUUGUUGUUAUUAUUAUUAAUUUAAAGGUGUUUGGCCCUGGAGUGCCCAAAAAGAUCUAUAGAAAUCUACCGUUUUUUACAGAAAUGCAUCCUUGGAGGUUACUAGUGUAGUGAAGAGCCAUUAAACCUCCUCAGGCAGGAAGGCCACAAAGAAAGAACUAGAAUUCUUCUUCUUUUACUGGAAUUGUAUGUUUUAAUUGUAUUUUACCAGUGACAUGUUUGGCACCCUGGGCUUCUUUGAGAGGAAGGGCAGGAUAUAAAUUAGCAGUAGCGUUAAUAUUCUCAUUGGCUGCUUAUUGUUUCUGGUCUCUUCCUGGUUGUUUUCUCUCUCCAUACCAUUCUCACUUCCAUUCCUUCCCAAGAAUAUACUGGGCGUGUUUUGUUUCUGUUUGCGGCACACUGUGUUUUGUCAUCCCUCAUGGUCUGGCUUGUCGUUAUGGGGAUGGUUGAUCCUUCCAGUCCUAUGACUUUAAAGAGCUUAGUGGCAAAUCAGUUGUACCAUUAAAGACUAUAAAAUGAAAAGGUACCUUUCAUUUUAUUUUCAGGUCAAAAAAGGCCUGGUGACAACAGCAGCAGCUCACUGGCCAAAAAGCAAAAGCGUACUCCAAAACGAGCAAGCACUGUAGCCAAAAAUGAGAAGAAUGGGACAGGUACGUUUCAUAAUCUUUCUCUGGAAGGGAUUUUGCUCUGUUUGCUUAGUCCAGCCUUCUUGUUUAUGCUGUGGUUAGGGAGAUGAUUUAGGGAGGGCUGCGUUGCCUAUUUUCCCCUGAAGGAGCUACUUUUGAACCCAGAACAUGCUAAGUUGCAACCUUUGUUUAUUAGAUUUCUUACUGUCCCUUACCAGGAUGGGUUAGAACAAUAAAAUACAUAGUUAUAAAACAAAUGAAACAUUUACAGCCAGAAAACAAGUGAAGUGUAAAAAAUACUUAAUACAGUCCCACAUAUUCAAAUCAGUUAAAAUAGUUCUAAUAUAUAUGCAGGCCUAGGGUAAAGAUCUCCACUCAGAAAGUGGAGAGGAAACCUUUCCCUAGCAAUAGUGGAAAAGUUGUCAGGACAGAAUGCAUUCCUUGCAUUGUUUUCCAGUGUACUAAGUAGAGAGUCUAGGGACGCGGGUGGCGCUGUGGGUAAAACCUCAGUGCUUAGGACUUGCCGAUCGUAUGGUCGGCGGUUCGAAUCCCCGCGGCGGGGUGAGCUCCCGUCGUUUGGUCCCAGCUCCUGCCCACCUAGCAGUUCGAAAGCACUCUUAAGUGCAAGUAGAUAAAUAGGUACCGCUUUAUAGCGGGAAGGUAAACGGCGUUUCCGUGUGCGGCGCUGGUGCUGGCUCGCCAGAGCAGCUUCGUCACGCUGGCCACGUGACCUGGAAGUGUCUUCGGACAGCGCCGGCUCACGGCCUCUUGAGCGAGAUGAGCACGCAACCCUAGAGUCGGACACGACUGGCCCGUACGGGCAGGGGUACCUUUACCUUUACCUUUAAGUAGAGAGUCUAGAUGGGGGCUGCUCUUCCACAGUAUGGCUACAAAGCAGCUCAUCUAAUUGUAAAGGUGAACUUUAAAUACCUGAAGGGUUGUCACAUGGAAAAUGGAGCAUGCUUGUUUUCUGCUGCUCCAGAGGGCAAACCUGAACCAAUGGAUUCAAAUUACAAGAAAGGAGAUUCUAACUAAACAUUAGGAGGAACUUUUGGGUGGUAAAAGAGCUUUUCUGCAGUGGAGCGGUCUCCCUCAAGAGGUGGUGGACUCUCCUUCUGUGGAGGUUUUAAAGCAGUGGUUGGAUGGCCACCUGUCAGGGAUGCUUUAGUUGAGAUUCCUGCAUUGCAGGGGGUUGGACUAGAUGACCCCCGUGGUCCCAUCCAACUCUGAUUCUAUGAAAUACUUUUUUCACUUGAUUGCCUUCCAGUAGAAUGAGAGCUAGAAAUACAAAGGCCUGUUGUUUUGCUAACAUAGGCUUCAGAAUUGUAAUCUUAAACAUGUCAUCACCUUGUAAGACAUUCUGUGGAGGGCUAUUUUCCCUCUAGAGGAGGAAACGUAAGAACUCCAAUUUGGAAAUAUGGUUUAAAUGGUAGCAUUUGUGUGCCGUGUGAGUUUUAAUGAUCAGAUGGAAAUGUUCUCUGCUCAGCUGAAUUGUGUAGUAACCUUAUGUCCUUAAAGACAGCUUGCAUUUUGCAGUCAUGCAUAUGUUGAGUGUCUGCAAAAAAGCGGGGUGGGGAAGGGGAAACUGAGGUUUUUUAGACGUGCAGAGAUGGACAUCCCACAUUGCUGCAUUCUGAGAACAUCACAAGAGCUCUGCUGGAUCAAUCCAAAGGCCCACUUAGUCCAACAUCAUGUUCUCACAGUGGCCAACCAGAUACCUGUGAAAAGCCUGUAAAGGACUUGGGCACAACCAUGUUUGCCCUACUUAAUAAUAAAUAAUAAUAAUAGUUUUAUUUUUUAUACCCUGCCUAUCUGGCUGUAUUGCUUGUGUGUCAUAGAUGGACUUCUCUUGUGUUCGCCUCCCCACCCGCUUUCUGCAGAGCCGUUGUAAAGAUUAUUGAAAUAAUAUAUUGAAGCACUUUUGAACUAUUAAAAUGUGGUAUAUAGAUGCUAUUAAGUACAUACUGUUUUUUAUAUUGAAUGCAUACUGUUGUCUAAAAGAGUGCUGUGUAGGAAUGGGACAACCCAAAAAACUGUGUCAUGUUGUUGCAGGACAAAGCAGUGAUAGCGAAGAUCUUCCUGCACUGGAUAGCUCAAGCAAAUGUACUCCAGUAAAACACAUUGGUCUCUCCAAGCCGCAGAAGCUCACUAGGUCGCCUGCUAGAGUAUUAUCCCCAAAUAUCAAAGAUGGGGAUAAGGACAAGCAGAGGGACAAGAACCAUCAAAACAUUUCUCCAAGGGUGUAUAAGUGGAGUGUCCAACUCAGUAAGUGCUCCCCCCCCCUUUUUGUACAGUAGAUAAUUUGGGUGGGAAAUAGGGUUACAACAGUACAUGGAUGUUCCUUCUGGAUUGUCAAAGUCUUUUCACUUAUUAUUUUUCCAAAGAUGAAUUGGACAACAUGAGCAGUGCAGAGAGAAUCUCUUUCCUACAAGAAAAACUGCAGGAAAUCAGAAAAUACUACAUGUCUCUGAAGUCUGAAGUAGCCACCAUAGACAGGAGAAGAAAACGAUUAAAAAAGAAAGACAGAGAAGGCAAGUUCAGUCUUUGUCAGACAUACAAGCUUUUGGGUGAGUGGUGGUGUCAGAAGGCUUGUGCAGUUUCUUUUUCCAGACAUUGUCAUGCGUGCUCUCCAUGUUUGGAGUGUUUAUAUAACAUUUUAAUUGUGGAAUUGUGACCAAAGCCAUUGUCAGUUUUUAAAAAAGGGUAUACCAUCUGCAACAAGGAGGGAUGAAACUGAAAUGUGUGAAGGGGCUGAACUGGAUGUGCUCUUAAGAUCUGAGCACAAAGAGACUGGCAGCACCUCACGGGAGCUGCUUUUUGGGUGAUAUUGGUGGCUGCUCUGGGAAAGUUGGGGCUAAAAAGCCAAAAUGUGCAGGUGGCACCCCCCCACCUCUUGUAGCACAGCAUAUUUGUACCCUCUCAACUUUUUCUUCCACGUUUCUUCUUCAGUUUUGGAUAUUUUUUGACUUUUUUGCCCACAAGGUUCUUUCCAGCCCCUGCUCUGCAUGUGUGCCCCAUUUGGCACAGCAUAGUUUGUCAUAGUUUGAGGGCUUGCUUUAGAGCAGAGGGUCCUGCAGUCUUCCAGACGUUGCUGGAAAACAACAUCCACUGCUGUCCGUUGGCGAUACUGGUUGGGGCUGAUGGGAGUUUGGAGUACACAGCUGGAAGGCCAAGCAGGUUCCCACAUCUCCGUUAGGCAUUAACAGGCCUAGAUUCCAAUUAACAGUGGGAAAAGCUGGCUCAAGAGUUGGCAGUACCUGGCAGUAUUCAAAUGAGUGACUUUGGGGGGAUAGCUUGUUUUCUCCUGCUCUGGAAAGUAGGACUUGAACUAAUGGCUUCAGGUUACACAAAAGGAGAUUCCGACUAAACAUCAGGAAGAACUCUCUGACAGUCCAAGCUGUUUGACAGUGGAACGGUCUCCCUUGGAAGGUGUUGAACUCCACUUCCUUGGAGGUUUUUAAGCAGAGGUUGGAUGGCCAUCUGUCAUGGAUGCUUUAGCUGAGAUUCCUGCAUUGCAGCGGGUUGGGCUGGAUGACCAUGGGGAUCUCUUCCAACUUGACGAUUCUAUGAUCUUAAUAGUUCACCAAAGGCGCAGUGAUCACCUACAUAUAUUGGUAAAAGGGUGUGUUAAUGCUUUUUGUAUUUUUUUUAACAGUGUCUCACACAGGAGCUUCCAUGUCCUCUGCCUCUUCAGACACUGGAAUGAGCCCUUCGUCCUCCUCUCCUCCACAGAACGUGCUUGCUGUUGAAUGCAGGUGA
Podarcis lilfordi (Lilford's wall lizard) is the source of this 57217-nucleotide messenger RNA. The record is from the annotation of a GenBank genome assembly. Lineage: Eukaryota; Metazoa; Chordata; Lepidosauria; Squamata; Lacertidae.